Messenger RNA from Pelobates cultripes (western spadefoot toad), 81406 nucleotides. Lineage: Eukaryota; Metazoa; Chordata; Amphibia; Anura; Pelobatidae. The record is from the annotation of a GenBank genome assembly.
AUGUUCGCGCUCAGAGUCACUCAACUCUGUCAUCAGUGCGGCAGAUUACUAAAAGAUUUUCACGAGCAGCAUGCAGCGUCUGUACUGCCGUUGGAUCAGGGAGAAGGAGCGUUGGAACAGGUAAACAUUACAGUGUAGGCCGUUCUUAACCCCUUAAGGACCAAAUUUCUGGAAUAAAAGGGAAUCAUGACAUGUCACACAUGCUUCCUGGCUGUCCGGUGAUGCACUUCCAGGCUGGACUGGCCCAACGGGAUCCAGGGAAAUGUCCAGGUGGGCCAUGGCAUCUGGGGCCCAGCAGACAGCCCUUAUCAUCAGGCUAAUGUCAUUUAAGUAUUUUCCCCUUGGACUGUGCCAGUCCGAGGGGAUUAAAGAGGGAGGAUUUGGGGGCUGGUGCAGCCGCAAUUAGGCUACUGGUGGCCGGAGGGAAACCUGUCAGUCUCCCUUCAAAAUUGACAUAAAUUUCGGCCGCAUGCCCCACACCCACACGUAAGCCCCUCCUCGAACAUAGUUCCGCCUCCCGUACACAAGCCCCACCUCUGCUAGUGAGUAAGCUUGUGUGUGGCUGCUAGUGAGUGAGCUUGUAUGUGUAUGUCAGUGAGCAUGUCUGUAGUGAGCAUGUGUGUGUCAGUGAGCUCGUCUGUUGGGAGCAUGUGAUUUUAUGUCAAUGAUCUUAUGUAUACCAGUGAGAUUGUUUGUCUAUGAGGCUGUGUAUGUGUCAAGAAUAUAUGGUGGUCCUACACGCAGAGUGUAAAAGAAUAGUAAAAGAAAUCAGAAACAACGAGGAAGCAUGUGUGUGGCCUGGGAAAACUUCAGGCUUAACCAUACCCCAUGCACCCAGACCCUGCAAGAUCACAGUUCAUGUGCAUGAAUUGUAGAAAUAAUAAAAAUAAAAUAGAAACUAAAAAGGCAGUGUGAGUGCAACCAUGCUAACCCAUUAAACAGUGCAUAGCGUGACAUGCACUAUUCGGUGUGUGACUAUAACAAAACAACAUGUGUAAAUACAUAUGUGGCACCUUGGCACAGGGGGCGUAAUUCCGAAAUUACACACUGAAGCACCAUAUACCACCUGGGAUAAUGGCAGCAUGUAACCGACCACAGCAUAAAAGCAAUAGCUAGACUAUUGGGACAAAAUAGCAGACAAGAAAAAAAAAUACAUAUGUUUAUUGCGUCAGGAUCACACAGAAGAAAAAGUGUGGAAAUAAAAAUUAUUACUUUGAAGCAUAUCAAGAAAAUCCAGAACAUGGAAAAAGGAGGAGCAUAGGACCGAACACAUGCGAACGCAUCCAGUGUGUAGUAAGUACACCACUUCAUGAAUAAAGAGCACUGUAUAUAAAGUGCUAAGGUGUAUCUAAGUUUUAAAGAGCCACUACUACUUAAGGUACAUAGAAGUGGCACUGUGAACAAAGUGCAGUCAUACUAAAGUGCCACAUAUACUUAAAGUGCAUAAUAAUAUUAAAGUGACACUAAUUAUAAAGUGCACAAACUAUUAAAGUGCAAUUCAUUUUUAUAGUGCAACAAAUUUUUAAAGUGCAUGGUAUGUUAAAGUGCCUCUUAUUGUAAGAUAACCAUAACCACAAUGCAGUACUAUACAAAACUGGACGGGAGGACUGGUUUACAAUUAACUUAAAAACAAAUUAAUGUUAGGCUAGGAGCAAAAAUUUUUUUAGAUAGUAGUUUUAACUUCAAACAUUCCAAAUAUAUCCACACAAGAAGAAUUCAGAGGAACGAAUAAUAGGGUAUCGUCUCAUUAAGUCCUUUGGGGGACAUAGACUGAAAUUCGUGUAUCCAGUAUACUUCCCUAUUGAGAAACAUUCCGCCCCGGGUACCUCGUCUUGAUACUGGAACGUGAUCAAUUGCUAAAAAUGUAAGCAUAGUUAAAGGACCACUAUAGUGCCAGGAAAACAAAUUCAUUUUCCUGGCACUAUAGUGCCCUGAGGGUGCCCCCACUCUCAGGGUCCCACUCCCGUGGCGCUGAGGGGGGUGGAAGGGGUUAUUCCCUUACCUUUUUUUCCAUCUUACUGACAGCCACUAGAGGCGCUGCACCUCCAUAGGAAAGCAUUUUGAAAGCCGGAGGUUUGAAUGCGUUUGUGGCUCUUGCCGCGCAUGCGCAUUCAGCGCUGACAUCAGCAGAAGGAGAGUUCCCCGGCGCUGGAGCAAGGUAAGUGUUUUAACCCCUUUAGCCCAGCGGGAGUGGGACCCUGAGGGUGGGGGGGACCUAAAGACCCUAUAGUGCCAGGAAAACUAGUUUGUUUUCCUGACACUAUAGUGGUCCUUUAUUGCACGUAUGCAAGUCUUCUACAGGUGCUUUAACCCCUUAAGGACACAUGACAUGUGUGACAUGUCAUGAUUCCCUUUUAUUCCAGAAGUUUGGUCCUUAAGGGGUUAAAUAGAUGGUCCAGCCAUUUAGCAGCAGGCUCUAGCACCUCAUCAAUGGGGAUACAAUUUCUGUUAUCUUGUUCUGGAUUUGUACAGUAGGAUCUUGAGUUAGUUGAUAGUAUUUCUGUCUAUCUGCCAAUUGUUGUUUCAACUCCUGUGAGUAAUAGUUAUAGUCCAUAAUGACUAUACCUCCGCCUUUAUCAGCCGGUCUUAUGGUGAUAGUUGCGUCAUCUGCCAAAUCCUUAAUAAUCUUCCUUUGGAAUUUCGUCAUAUUGUGAUGUCUUCCUGUAUACUUAGCCAUCUUUUCUUUAACUUCGUUGUUAGUAACUGUCAGGAACAGUGGAGGGUUUAUAAUGUUUAUAAAAACUGCAAUAAUUACACUUGCAGGGUUAAGGGUGAUGGGAGUUGCCACCCAAAACACUCCAAUGGGCAGAAGUGGUCUGGGUGCCUGGAGUGUCCCUUUAAUAUAUAUAUAUAUAGGCAACAGAGCAGUUUAUGUCAGUUUGGAAUUGCAGUAAAAAAGUUAAUAGCAAUUUGGAACACCUGAAUUUUGCUUAGCCCUACAAAUAUAAAAUUAAAUUCUUUGUUUUUUAAGUUACAGAGAUAAAAGAUAUAGAAGGGGAUGGAUUAAAGUAAUGAGUCUUUACCACAAAUGUUUCCAGCAAUGUGACACCCCCUCAACCCAUUUAAAGUAAACUAAUUACAUGACCAACCUCAUGGCUGCCAUGGGAGAUACAAAUGUACCUUUCCACCAUCACACUCAGCUGGCAGGCACAGAGCAGGUUUGGGAUGUGUGUGUGUGACGUCAGAGGCGACAGCUAGAGGGAGUCUUGUUCCUGGUUCUCAGGUAAGACACCAGCUGCUGGAGGAGGGAGGAGGAGGAGGGGGACUUGUUCACCUGCUGCAGUGCCUACAGGCAGGGGUGGGGGAGUCAGAGAGCCACUUACUAAAGGCCAAACAGUGCUGCACCUACAUAUAGGAGGAGGAGAAAUACACUGCAUUUAACCAUGAGAGUGCAGGGCUGCACUAACUUGAUUUCUGUCAUUUAAUAAUAAUAAUAAUUAAUAAGAGGGAGGGUGCGCUAAGGAUUUAGAUUUUACAUGGAAAAGAGAAAGCCAAACAAAAAGAUGAAGCCUUCAAUAAAAUGGUGGAGUGAGGAUCUGUUUGCAGUGGAAACUAAUACUGACAGGAAACACCAACAUGAAGGAAGCUGGGAGAGUGAGAGCACUGAUUAUAGGAAUGCAGUGCUAGUAUGUGAGCACAGGAUUAAUGCUGGCAACAAUUAAUGUGUAUGACCUUUGCCCCCCCAUUUAGGCACUGACAUUGUAUCCCCCCUCCCUCACAUCCAGGUAUUGUCAUUGUAGCCCCCCUUCUCCAUGCAGUGUCAUUGUUUGCCCCCCUAUCCAGGCAUUGACAUUGUAUCCCCCUCCCUCCCAUCCAGGUAUUGUCAUUGUAGCCCCCCUAUCCAGGCAUUGACAUUUACCCCCCCCCUCCUCCCAUCCAGGUAUUGUCAUUGUUUGCCCCUAUCCAGGCACUUACAUUGUAUUCAACCCCCCCUCCUCCCAUUCAGGUAUUGUCAUUGUUUGCCCCUAUCCAGGCAUUAACAUUGUAUCCCCAUCCAGGCAUUAUCAUAGUAUGCAAUAUCAUUGUAGCUCCCCUCCAGGAAUUGUCAUUACAGCCCCCCACUCUCCAGGCAUUGUCACUGUGUGGCCCAAUGCUCCAUCCUUGGGAGGGCUGUGAGAGUGCAGGAGAAGGAGGAGCUGCAGGAGGAGGGGGAGGAAGCUCCCUGUGCUUGGGUGACGUUGCAAGGGAUACACCGUGCAGCUUCCCCCAUCACAGGCCCUGGGAUCGGCUCCUGGAACUCUCAGCUUAUUCACUAAAUUCCAUCCCAGGUAGCGAUAUGUGAAUUAUGUCCUUUUAUUCUCUGCCGCUGUGUGUCUGGUGCCUGGGCUCCUCACUCUCUGUCAUUUCCCAGUGAGUCUGGCUGGCUCUCUGCAGGUGAUUUCCCUGUACAUGGCUGUGGGUUAUGGGGAGGGUGGACAGGUGCUUGUCUGCAAAGCUGGGGUGUUAAUGGGCUUUUUUUCAAUCAGAUCUAUGUCACCCUGUACCACAUCUAACAUAAUAUUGGGAAUUCACUGUUUCUGUGCUCAACAUGUAGUAUACCAAAAAUUCCCCCUAUAUCCAUAUGUUCAUUAAAAGCAAUACCAGGUUAACUAGUGACCCCCUGAGCAUGGUGUGACUUCUAGCCCUCUGUAGUUAUUUAUCUCUACCUGAAGGGUGGCCAGCACAAACCAACAUCUGUAGAUUAACAACAACUCCCAUUAUGCUGUGCCUGUCUUUAGGGAGUUGCAGUUAUGCUCCAGCUGUGAGCUAGCUUUUAGCCAACCCCACUGUGGCUUACUAAACUUGAGAUAUCUUGUGUCAAACAGGAUUUACAUUUUUUUUUCUCGAUUUUUGGAUGUGCAUCUCCUGUUAAUAUUCUCUAAUGCAACAAGUAGGCCAGACACAUCAUAUAACUCCAUAGAGCCCAGUCACAGAAUAUUUAAAUGACAAGAAAGUAAUAGACUAUUCCUCAGGCUUCUUAAAAGUAUAUUUGGUUUUAUAUCAUCUUUGAGUACACCUUAGAAAUUGGCUGACAUCUCAUUUAAGUUUGAAGAGGUUAAACUGUUUUUAUAAUUUUUGUAUCUAUGCAGGUAUACUUAACAUCUAUGUCUUAAGUUCCUUAGUCACCAGUUUAAUGUAAUGUACAAUAGCCAAGGGCGACAUAAACAUCACAUGGCGUCCAAAAACACGGAACAUUUACAUAAUACUUGUAUAAUCAAGUAAAUAAUAAAAAGAGGGAUUUAUUUGAGAAUUGCAAGGUGUCGCACACAAUGUUGUCUUUUGUUGUGUGAAUAGUCAGGUUAGACAGAUUAAUAUAUUUUUCAGGGGAUUAAGGUGAAAUGUUUUGUUUAUUUUUAUAAUGGUUUUAUCACCAGCUAAAUGUUUUUCCUGUGUGUGCAGAUACACAUGGUUAUUUAAGCUUUUUUAUGUAAAUCCAAUUUAAAGGAACACUGUAUGUACUGUAAUCACUACAUUGUGCUGUAGUGGUUAUGGUGCCAAGAGUGCCCUGCCCCUCCAUGUAAGUAGUCAAACCAUUUGAGAAGCAUAGAAGAACUAACAGAAGGUCCUAGUGGGAUCUUACAGCUGUUUUGGAGUUUGCAAAUAAGCAGGGAGCAGAACCAUGUACCCCCCACAUAAGAAGUCAAAACAUUCUAAAAUGGUUUGACUACUUACAAUGAGGGGUUGCCGGGGCCCUCCUGGUUAUGGUGUUUGGAGUCUUCCUUUAUAAUAUGAAACCAAACUAGUUGAAUUCAUUAAAAAAAAAAAAAUCUUUUCAAUUGGGAUAUUUUGGUCUAAAAUUUUAAAUCACUUUGAACUUCUGUAGCGUCAUACCUUAGUAUCUGAUCUUAAUCGUCUGCCUGACUGAGUGAAUGUACACCUGUGCACUCCCAUAAUGCCACUGGCUCAAUACAAAAUGCAGGUAUUUCAACCACCUUGGUGUGACUUGGAGGGAGAGCGAAAGGUAGCUACAUUUACCCAAACAUCUCUCCUAAGUGCCAUCAUGUUUCUCUCGGAACUCCAGAUUUUUUUUGCCAUAUUUUGCAAAUAAAUGUACACAUAUCUAAGAAAAAAUUGUAUCUACUUUCCCUUUUGUAUAGAGUAUGGUACUCUGGAGGGGGGGGGAAUCUUUAACGGGACACUAUAGGCAUCCAGACCACUUAAUCUCAGUGAAGUGAUCUGAAUGCCAUGUUCCCCAUGUUCUCUGCAGGAAAGCAAUGUUUACAUUGCAGGGAUUAAAUACCUCUAGUGGCUGUCACUCUGACAACUUUGUUUUCCUUUAAAUCCUCUGAUCAAAAGUACCAUUUAUCCAGCUGAAAACCAUGAACUAAUAGAGUGGCUGAAGCCAGUUCAGAUUGUGAUUUUCAGGUAUCAGACAUUUGAAUUUUACAUUAGGGUUUAAUGUGAAAGAUGUUAGUCCUCAUAUAGCAACACACACUGGCAUGUGCACUGAGAAGAGAUAUAUUGGAGCAUGGGUGUCCAACCUUUUGGCUUCCCCUGGUUACAUUGAGUGAAGAGGAAUUGUCUUGGGCUGCACAUAAAAUAUAUAAUAUAAUUUGUCUAUACAAUAAAACUUUGAAAACCCUUUUUAUUAAAUUUGAUAUUUCAUCUGUUUAUUAUCAUAUGUGGGAUUUCCAUAUUUAAGGAUACCAAUUUAGGGAACUAUUUACUAAACACCUGUAUAUACAUUACUUAUAACCAAAGAUAUACACACACACAUUCACAGACCUAUGCAUACCGACAUACGCAAUCACAGUCACACACCCUCAAACACACACAUAGAAUCACAUAUACUCACAAUCACAAACCUAUACACAUAAUCACAGACCCACACACUUACACACAAAAUUACGCAUAUACAAACUCAUAAUCGCAGGCAUUACACAAACACAAUCACAGAACCACAAACGCACACAUACAAUCACAGACCUAUACACCCAAUCACAGAUACACACAUAUACAAUCACAGACCUGAACACACAUGCACAUAAUCACAGACCCACACAAUCACAAACCCACACACUUGCAAUCACAUGCACACAUAAUUGGCAUACACACACAAAAACCACAUCAUACACAAAUAAUUAGUAAUUAAGAGGUCCACCCAGCCUCGCUACCUUGCUCUGGGAGGGCUGGAGUAGAUCUUCUCCUUGGUGGCCAGUGAUUGCAGCUGUGAUGGGAUAACUGUGCGCUUCCUGCACAGGUCCCUCAUGCGCCCUCUAGUGAUGCCGAUGACGUCAUGUCCCAGCUGCCGUUUCACGGUUAGGCGUAAAAGGGAACUGUGCAGAAAGAGCACAGUAAGUAAUGUGCACCAUGCCUCCCUCACCGCCCAGCAGCCUGGACGGCAACUGGUAUGCAUUACAAGCGAUUCAGGGCCUCAUGUGGCCUGCGGGUUGGACACACCUGGUGCAGAGGCUAUAAUAUGCUUAAUGUUUAAUUUUAAAUACUAAAACCAAAGAUUUUCUUUAACGUUCACAAAUAAACUACACUGAGAGCUAACAUAUAGAAAUAAGCAGUUCAUGCUUAAACUAUCAAAUGUCUAUGUUUAUACGCACUCGUUUUAAGAGUACAGCCACCUAAAGUACCAAAACAACGUUUUGGCCCUCUGCUGGGUAAUUAUGUUUGAUAAAGGCUCCAGCAGAGAGCUGAAACAAUAAAGACGGCUCACUAACAGCUAUUUGAGUGCCCAGACAUCUUUCUUUUUUUAAAUUGAUGAUUUGUGUCUUCUUCAAUUGUCAUAGAAUGUUAUGGUGUUAAACCUCCCACCCCCUUUUUAAAUUUUAUUUUGUUUUACUUUGCUGGUUCCAGCACCGAGACUCCCUCCUCAGUGAAGGUUAAAUCCAAUGCUCCUCAUAGAGUUUUACAUUGCAGGGAUAACAGGACAGGAACACUGCACCUAGACCACUUUGUUUAGAUGAAGUAGUUUUCGGUGACUAUAGUGUACUUUUAAGAUAGUGGAGUGGUGAAGUAAGAACAGACUGGUAAACAGCUAUACAACCCAAUGAGCCAAAAGGCAAAGUCUUAUUGCUCUAAAAUUUUUGUAUGAUUCCAGUAUCCUCAUAACUGUAGAUAGAUAACUAUAGUUACAUUCACUAUAGUGCCAGGGAAACUCGUUUUUCUGGCACUAUAGUGCCCUGAGGGUGCCCCCACCCUCAGGUCCCCUCUGCCACCAGGUUCUAGGGGGUGGAAGGGGUUAAACUUAGCUCUUUCUCCAGCGCCGGGUGGGGAGCUUUCCUCCUCCUCUCCUCCUUCCUAGUGACGUCAUCGGCUGAAUGCGCAUGCGUGGCAGGAGCCGUGCGCGCAUUCAGCCAGUCUCAUAGGAAAGCAUUCAUAAUGCUUUCCUAUGGACGCUGGCGUCUUCUCACUGUGAUUUUCACAGUGAGAAGCACGCAAGCGCCUCUAGCGGCUGUCAAUGAGACAGCCGCUAGAGGCUUUAGAGGCUGGAUUAACCCUCAGUGUAAACAUAGAAGUUUCUCUGAAACUGCUAUGUUUAUAAAAAAAAAAGGUUAAUCCUAUCUGGACCUGGCACCCAGACCACUUCAUUAAGCUGAAGUGGUCUGGGUGCCUAUAGUGGUCCUUUAAUACAGAGAAAUGGUUCAGUAACACUAUAUUCACUGCAUAUUACUAGAAGCUUUUCAUCGGGGGGGGGUUGAUUAAAAUCAUGGUUUAAUUCACUAGUCGUCAAGACUCCAUUUCAAUAAUGAUUUUAAAAUGUAAAGAUUAUUUCUUGCUGGUUUUUAUAAUAUUUAAUAUUUGCAACCAGAAAAGAUUUCAUGUUCACAGAAUAAUACGUUUUCAGGUCAGUUUAACAGUUAUAUCAAAACUGAUUUUGUCAUAUAUAAUUAGAAAUAAAUAAACAUAAAAAAUCAAGGUGAACGAACUCCAUUUUAGUAGGUUAAUCACUCGUAUAUGGAAAACAAUUUAAAUUAAAUUAAAAGGUGUUUGUUGUCUGUACAUAGAUUUACACAAUAAGGUCUUUUUCUGAACCUUUGUUUUAUAAAAUGUUUGCUGUAAAAAAGUGCUAUCUCUGCAGACCUAACUCCAAGUAACGUGAAUUAAUGGAAUUAAUUUACCGAACCUGUAAAUUUUGCAUGAAUAUACAGGCUCAUGCUAUGUAGCUAAUCCAUAUUUUGUGCUGAAUAACCUUUGUUCUAUCAUGUAUCUGAAAUAGAAAACUUUCUUUAAAUGGUUAUUUUUUCCCCUCCAAAAGCAUUUUAUUAAAUGAAAACCUAUUUAAAUAAAAGAAAAUAAGAAAUGAUUUCAAUAAAAAAAGUUGUAAAAAUCAAUUUUUUAAAUGAUUUCUUUAAAAAAAAUAAACAUCUAAUUUCCAUAAGGAGAUAUGCGAUCAUGCACAACUUGUAGUCACUGGAAUCCUUUGAGUGAAUGAGCAGUUUAACCCCUUAAGGACACAUGGCAUGUCAUGAUUCCCUUUUAUUCCAGAAGUUUGGUCCUUAAGGGGUUAAAUAUAGAGUUGGCAUGGUUUAUAAGUAUAAAAUACUUUUUUCAAGGCUGCAGCUUUGACUAUAAAAUAUAAUUCAUUAAAUAAUUUGGUUGUUACAGCACAUGCAUAUCUAUAUUCAGUGGCCACUUUCUAAGUUAGGCCGUCUGAUCGUAAGUUUUUUUUUUGUUUUUAUUAAAGUGGUUAUGUUCCUUUUAAAUUGCUAUGUAAAUGUUCAAAUAUGUUAAGUGAUUAAACCUGCUUUUCAGGUUCUGCCCCAUUGGUUAAUUUUUGUUGAUAAAAAAAACAUGUGUUUUAUUCUUAAAGUUGGAGUCACAUUUUUGGUGGUGCUGGUAGUGGCAGAACCAAUUUGGCUCAUCAGAAGAAAUGCCAUUGAAACAUUUACUUAAUUGAGGAAAUCAGUGGAUGUAAGAACAAAAUAUCACUAUCUUCACAAUACUCCUUUGUUGCUGCUACCAAAAGCUAUUUCAAUAGUAGAAGGGCCCAUGCACCAUGAUUUAUAUCAUGUUUCAGGGAGGCAAAAACAAAUUAUCAUGGCUUGGUAAAAGCAUUGUCUGUUGGUGUUGCGGGAAAAAAAGUGUUCAAUGAACCCACCAUUUGAGUGCCUGGUCUUCCUUGAAAAUUAUAAAAUAAAUUAUUAUUAAAGGGACACUAUAGUCACCUGAACAACUUUAGCUUAAUGAAGCAGUUUUGGUGUAUAGAACAUGCUCCUGCAGCCUCACUGCUCAAUCCUCUGCCAUUUAGGAGGUAAAUCCCUUUGAUUAUGAACCCUAGUCACACCUCCCUGCAUGUGACUUGCACAGCCUUCCAUAAACACUUCCUGUAAAGAGAGCCCUAUUUAGGCUUUCUUUAUUGCAAGUUCUGUUUAAUUAAGAUUUUCUUAUCCCCUGCUAUGUUAAUAGCUUGCUAGACCCUGCAAGAGCCUCCUGUAUGUGAUUAAAGUUCAAUUUAGAGAUUGAGAUACAAUUAUUUAAGGUAAAUUACAUCUGUUUGAAAGUGAAACCAGUUUUUUUAUUCAUGCAGGCUCUGUCAAUCAUAGCCAGGGGAGGUGUGGCUAGGGCUGCAUAAACAGAAACAAAGUGAUUUAACUCCUAAAUGACAGUGAAUUGAGCAGUGAAAUUGCAGGGGAAUGAUCUAUACCAGUGGUAGUCAACCUUUUUCUACCUACCGCCCACUAAUGCAUCUUUCUUGAUGGAAAAAUUUCCUUACUGCCCACCAGUUUUCGCGCAAGCGCGGAAUAUUUUUUAGAAAGGAGGGUGUUUUAAAAAAAAUAAACAUACGUACAUUUAUCUUUUUAUUUCUACUUUAUGCAUGUUUAUAAUAUUUUUAACUUUAUAAAGUUUAAUUAGAAAUUAGAUCCUUGAGGCUGAUGCUGCGAGACUAAAUAUUUGAUAUCUGGUUCGAUUUUCGUAAGGAAUAAACGAAGGUCUCCUCUUUCGGUGAUAUUCAGAUGGUUUCUCUGUUUUCUCAUAAUAUGAUUAACAGCACUAAAGCCUGAUUCUACAAGAUAUGUGGUAGUGAAAGGUAUCAAUAAAUUGAACAGCAUUUUCCACAUAUUUGGAUAUAACGCAGGCAUUUUUUUUUUUUAUUUUGCCAGAGUUUUUGGUAUCCACCACUGCCAAAAUUACAAAAGUAAUUACUACUUUUACUCUUAUGUUUUGAUCUGCACCCCACACAGUCCUUUUUUCCCUUUUAUUACUAACACCAAAAACAAUGCUGUAUUAGGUGCCAAUUUUUAUUAAUGUCACCAUCAAAAGAAAUUCCUUUUCCUGCCUGCUUCUUUACCUUCCUUAUAGUAUAUCACUAUAUUAAGGAUCUAUUUUUCCUUUUUUUUAUUUUCUCCUUCCCUUACUUAUUUUUUUCUUUUAUUUUAUAAGAUAACAAAACUUAAUUUAUGAGCCAGACUAAACACUGCUUACUCUCCUCCUUUAUUUUAUCCCCUUUUCUCUAUUUUUCUUCCUUUUUUUAUCUUUUCCUUUUUAUCUCCUUUCUUUUACCUUCCUGAGCGACAAAAGUAAGGCUGAGCUAGUUAGCCCACUUAUUAUUAUUAUUAUUAUUAGCCUGCUUCUGCCUGUCCCUGCUAUCAGUUUCCAAUCCUCCCCUAAACAAUUCUCUUUCUCCUGCCUAUAACUUUUCUUUUUCAACUCCUCUGCUCCGUUUCAGCCUGCUUCUGCCUGUCCCUGCUAUCAGUUUCCACUCCUCCCCUUCCUCUUCCCACGUGUUUGCGUGCGCUCGCUCCCGCCCGGAAACUUCUCGCACAAAAGGAGGUUGAUUGAUAUAUAUGUGCGCUCGCGCCCGCCUGCGCCACCCGCCCACUCGCUCACGUUGGUUUCUUGAUGUGUGCGCUCGCUCGCUCAAAAGGAGGUUUUAACCUCCAAAGUCCCUACCGCCCACCUGGAAUCCCAAAACGCCCACUAGUGGGCGGUAGGGACCAGGUUGACGACCCAUGAUCUAUACACUAAAACUGCUUUAUUUAGCUAAAGUAAUUUAAAUGACUAUAGUGUUCCUUUAAAAUAAAUUAUAAAAUAAAUACAUAUCAUAGCUAGCAUUUAAAUGGGUACUUUAAUAAGCAUAAAAACUACAGUGCUCUGUAUAUUGGUUGUGUUGCCUAGAGCAGGGAUUAACAUUUGAAGUCCUAUGCUACUAGCCAGGCCUUAAAAGUUCUUCUCCACGGUAAGACAUAGUAUGCUCACAAGAGGUAAAUUGCUAAUGGCGAGUGGAAAUUAGAGUUUCCUGGCCUUGGCCCCAAUUUAAUGUCAAACCUAUCAGCAACAUUUUGACAUAAACUGGUGCUCUUCGUGAUGCCUAGAGACUGCCCUCUCCACAGCCGUAUUUUAAAUGCGGAAUUAUCAGAGUGAGUUUUGUCCACACUGGACAGCACUAGUUGGAUUACAGUGAAGAUUAGAAAGUUCUCUGGUUUUGUCUCCUGGUUCAGUUUCAAACCAUUAAGGAGCAGCUUGCCAUGAACCAAGGCUCUUCCUGCAGACUUUCUCCGCCUUGACCCUUCUGCAUUACCUAUAUCAAUUUCAACCCAUCUACAAGGCAUUGUCUGCAUUAGGGUGCUAGGCUAACAUGCCUCCAGCACUCAAAGAUAAUUAAUGCCAUCCAGGUUGGAUGAACUCAACAUUGAUAAUGCAGAAGAAUUAAUUAUACAUUAUCAUUGUGUCCAAGUAGUAGGAGGUCUCCGAGCUUCGUUAAAAGCCGUUUUGUUUGUUAAACCAGUUUUGGUGACACAACACUGUGGGCACAUUUAAAUUUCUUAGUGUGUCCAUUUCAAUAUUACAAGAAGUAACAUUUCAAACCAAUAUAAUAUUUUACAGAGCAGAUGCAGAUUACCGGUCGCCUUUCGGGCUGAUUGCUGAUAACCGGUGCCAGUAUUCUUUACAUUUAAAGUUUUGAAAAUGCAACACAAUUUCUACACAAAUCUGGCAUUAACUGACCAUGCGGACAGCAAUCACACUCUCAGGCAGCCAGUACAUGCUGGGUUCAGUGAGAUUUUAGCAAGUAUACUGCUCUAACUGAAAGGAGUGCAAUAGCUGACAGCAAUCAUUCUCCUAUCACUCAAUCAGCCAGCCCAGUACUUUACAGUAGAUUAUUUAUUGUCUCGCCUCCCUGCCUUCAAUUAAGUUCCGCAUGUGGGAAUUCAUAGGGAGUGUAGAUACGAGGUAGCAAUGUAAGGCUUCAUUGGCUGGUGGCUGGAGUUUACGGAUAGGGAAGACUACGUGCGCUGACUGGAAGAGAUGAGUAAGUUACUGUAAUAUUGGUAAAUGACAAGGCUCACACCGGUUAUCAAAAAUAUGCCAAGUAUUGGCUCUAAUAAUCGGUGAAACGGAUAAUCGGCCUGAAAUUUGUUUACUAGAAUGUCCUACUUUACACAAAUGUCAGUGGCAGUUUUACUUGUGACAGUUACACACACUGUUAUUUACAGACAAGAAACUGGUGAAAUUAUCUCUUCCAAGAAAUUGUGACAGAAAAAAACACAUAACCAUUACUUAUCAUGACAGAAUGAACAACGUGAAGGGAAAAAAAAUACAAGUGCGUAUUACAAUAUAUACAUUGUGUUUGUUUGAUGGUUGUGAAAUGAAUAAUUCCCAUUUGAGAGAGUUGUUUAUAGAGAAUUAUCAGCAAUUGACAAGAAAAUUUAAAUUGUUAGGCUAAGGAUGUUGAAAUGUAAAACCUUACCUAAAACUCUGCCUAUGUUUCCAGCUCAGGUUUGUUGGCAUAUAAUUUGACAUUUUCUGGACAAUGCACAGUUUAUUUAAUAAUCUAGACAGGGUCUCGGGGUUUCCAAGCAGGUUUCUAAAAUGAAGAAACAGUGAUUCUACCCAGAGAUUUUUGUAUACCGAUGACUUAAAGAAACAAUCUAAGAACUAAAACCAUUACAAUUUAAGUGUUUUUUUGUGUGUAGUUGUUUUCCCUUUUGUACACAGCUGUCGAUUUGCUCCCUGUUUGGCGAGUGCCAUCUUUAUUCCUUUUUGAUAUCACAGAAGAGACUGUGAUAGAUUUUAUUUCAUGUAUUGAAACCUAAAAACAACAAGGAACACUCUAACAUAUUUAAAAAUAAAUAUAUUUCUUUUUAAAGUUUGUGUUGCUUUAAGUGCUCAUACUGCAAAAAGUGUAUUGUAAUUUCUUGAUUUUUUUUGUGUUUUAGUUUUGUGAAAUGUGUUUGCUAUUCUUGUCAUGUGUACAGUAAAUAGUACUGUAUGUGUUAGCAGAACAUGUGAGUUAUUUUUUAUUUAAUCUUUAGAGACUGACGUGUGCUUGUUUGUUUUUCUUCUUCAUCCUUUUGCUUGGUUUGCUCUGUAAUGAUGCAUGAAUUUAUAUCAUACAUUAUAGCAAUUAGAGGCACAAGGGAGCUGAACUGAUCAAUAUUCUACUUUCUGUAUUCUAGGAGUCCAGAAACUGCCACAUUACUUGCAGGCCGCGUAACUGCAGCCUGUAUGUGGAAAGGGAUCAUGGUAAAAAUGAAAUUAGAGUUUCCCAACAACACCUUCGAGCAAGCUUGCCAGGGCUGAAUUUCCAUUAAAUUAUGUUGGUAUGGUGCCAGCAGGCCCCUGGGCAAACUUUUACCUUAAGGGUUUAAACUCUUUUCUAAUGGUUUACCCCCACAGUGUGCGGUGAUCUGCAGUUCCCCCAGGUGGCAUCCAGCUUUUGAAUCUCGGUUUAAGGAACGCGCAGAAUGCCGCCGGGAAAGUGUCCUGCUGAUUGGCUUAGAGCGUCAGCAACACUUACUUUGGUAAGUGUGGGACCACUAAUUCUGGCCCUAGUUGGCUUAGGAGAGAACCAGGUAUCGAGUUAUAAAUAGGUUUCCGUGGUUCCAGCAACAAUCUGGCCCUGCUGGUACUUAAAAGGCACAGUGUUCUAUGCCAUCCUUGGGUAUAAAAAGCUUGAAAUACAUAAUGGCAUAGAACAUCAUGCGUUUUUAAACGGUUUAACUACUUGCAGAGAAGUCCAAACACAUAAGGCACUUCCACUUCCCGAAUUGCUUUAUGUGUGAAGAGUGUGUACAUUUAUUAUUAAUUUUAGAAAAAUGACAAUUUUAAUAUAACUCUGCACCUUCAUAAAUGAACCUUGUUGCACCUCCCAAGCUGUCAAGCAGACAGCUGGUCCUGUCCCUUUCCUGAGUUUAUCUCUGAAUUCACUAAAUUCAAAUGGCAGGCAAUUAUCCAUAGCACCUGCCUUGCAAAGGCUUUUCAAUGAGCUGUAAUACAGAAAGUCUGUGCCAGGGAAGACGUGAAAAGCUUUAAAUAGCUGCAGAUUCUAGAUCUGCAGUUACUUCAAUCCAAGGCUUCAUGUACACCCAUCGAAAACCUGCAGAACAAAUUAUAUGCAUAUUAUCUUUGAAGGGUUUUAAUGUAUUUAUCUAGUGUUCCAUUCUUCCUUUACUUGAAAUGCAACAUUUUCAGGGAAUUUGUUUUUCAUAUUAAAGUAUUUUAUUUCAUCCACCUCCUGAACACAUGCAUCUACACAAUUAACAAUCACCAAACAAAUUAUUAAUAAUAAAGAUCCAACACGGAGAGGUACAGGUUUUUAAAAGCAGCCUCAGUUUUUGGAAUGCUGUUAUACAGGAAGAACAAAUAACUGUAGAAAUUAGGGAAAAUACAUUUUAGCUGAUUCGCAUACUUACCUGAGGCUUCAAUCCUAUGGAAGGUGUACUGUAAGUGAAGUAGAAAGCUGAUCAUGACAGAGUUCAAACUGGAGCACAUGUGUAUAACUGAUCAGUAUAUGAACUAUUUCAUAACUAGAAAGGUGAUUAUUGAAUUGCAAGUCCCACAAACCCCUGUCAGUCCCUCCCCAUACAGAAUAGGCAGACAGGCAGGCACUUUGGCAGAUUUAUAGGUGAGUGCUAUCUCUGCACGUUAACCCUUGAAGUGCUGGGUUAAACAUGUUCAGACUCCAUAGGCCAGUAUGAAGUUUAUUUGUCCUGAAGCUGUUUUCAGAAACACUGAAUAUUUGUAUCCAUGGUGUGUAUCCCUGUAUCCAUGAUGAGUCUGUUGAGAACAGAUGGUAUAGUGGGAUGGUGACUUGGAAAAUGUUUCUGUUAUUUAUGAAGUGGUAAUGCUGCUGAUUCUUGUUACAUUUGCUUGCUGUUUUGUCACAAACCAUCCAUCAGUAAGUGCCUAACUAGUCUGACCAGGUUUUGAUGAGUGUAGCAUGGUUAAAGGACCACUAUAGUCACCCAGACCACUUCAGCUCAAUGAAGUGGUCUGGGUGCCAGGUCCCCCAGGUUUUAACCAUUAAGAUGUAAACAUAGCAGUUUCAGAGAAGCUGCUAUGUUUGCAUUGCAGGAUUAAUCCAGCCUCUAUUGGCUGUCUUCUUGAACCUAGAGGCGCCUCUGCGACGCUGAAUGCGAAAAUCGCAUUCAGCGCGCAGAACGCAUUGAGAAAUGGGCGUUUUUAAUGCGCGCGCAGCUCUGGCCGCGCAUGUGCACUCCACUCGGGAGCUGACGUCAGAGUGCAAGGAGAGGUCACCAGCACCAAGCGAGCCCGGCGCUGGAUUAACGUAAGUAGCUGAAGGGGUUUAACCCCUUCAGCCCAGCGGGAGGGGGACCCUGAGGGUGGGGGCUCCCUUAGGGCACUAUAGUGUCAGGAAAACGGUUUUGUGAUCCUUUCAUUUAAUUUAAUUUAGGACCAUAUGCAGUCUUAGACACAGAAUUAAGGAUUGCAGGCUUACCCUCUUAGACUGGAGUCAGUCCCUGCCCAAUCUGUGUUAGUAAGGUGAAAACACACAUUGGCAAGCCAGCAUGCCUCUCCAUCCAUUUGGCCUUCUAACUAGUGCAAUAAUUGAUCAGUGUGAGACUGUACAUAUCUGUUUCUACUCAUGCUUUGGGGGCCACAAUCUACUAUUGUUGACCUUUGUAGGUGUGUGUGUGUGUGUAUGUGUAUAUAUAUAUAUAUAUAUAUAUAUAUAUAUAUAUAUAUAUAUAUAUAUAUAUAUAUAUAUAUAUAUAUAUACACACACACCCCCCCCCCCACCCCACACACACCACCACCACCCCAACAUGGAGAGCACAUUGUGAGACAGCAGGGUUUAGCUCUUAAUAUCAAAACAUAUACAUUAAUGUACCUCCCACAAUUUGGUAGGGGAGAAUCAGGGAGGGAGAGGCAAUCCCAUAGCCAGUGACUCAACCCGCAAUCCCCUGCAUGGCUCUAGUGCCCACUGCACAGCGCAAACUUAUGUAAUCAUGCAUAUAACAAAUGGGAAAUACAACACUUUUGUGCAAAUAGACAGCAGCAACUUUUGCAAGGAAUCCCCCUUUAUCCCAGACACAGACUUUCAGUCUCUGCCAAGGAGCUGACCAGUCACAAGUUUCUCAUUAAAAUCGGCACUUUUAUAAACGAUCAAAAACUUAGAAGCUGAAUUGCUUUGUGUGUCUGGAGUGUUGACACUGUGCAUUUGUGUCUUCCUUACGUGUUCAAGGGGUUAGAAAAGAAUGUUGUUGGUGGAGUUUAUUACAAUGAAUGACAACUGUGCUCUACAUACCCCAUGCUACUCCACCUCCAGUGACUGACUUUCAUCUGGAUAUUUUGUCAUUUCAUUGUCCUAACAUGCUUUCACUUUAUUUACUUUCAACCAAAUUGAACCUGCAUUGAGACUGAUAGGUCCCGCUUGUUUUCAAAUUGAUUUCUAUGCUGCCGUGACAAUUUAUUUCAAAAUACUUUUUUUUCUUUUUAAUUUGUAAUUUUUAUUAAUUUUGUUCAAUGUGAAAAAAAGAAAUUAGGGGUACAGUAGGGGAAAAAGGAGGGGGAUUAAUGGGUUACAACUUUUCCAUCAGUAUAUUCUUGACCGUAUAUAAGUAAGGUGUGAUCAUCAUACAGUAACAACAGCUUCACUCAUCUCUGUACAUAUGCACAUCAUAUUUCAGAAUCCGUCUACCUGAAUCCUUUAUGGAGACAGACCCCAAAGCGCAUGCUUAGGCAAACAUAGUAAUAUGCAUGAUAUCGCUCGUAGGCUAGGAGCCCAAAUGGAGCAUAGUACCAUGGAUCGUCAGUGUAAACAGUGAGUGUAAGAAACAAUUAGUGUAGGAUCACUGUGAUAAUGACAAGCAUCCAGUAUGGACGGGUGACUCCGAUGGACACAUUGCAUGCCCCAAGGAAGAUAGAGGGAAAAAUAAAGCUUGGGACAAGAAAUCACAAAAAUACACCGUGAUUGGGGUUGGAGAGUAUGUUAAGCUGAAUGAUGUCCACAGUUGCCAAGCAGUGUUGCCAACGGAGCACGUGGAUAGUUAACAGUACUAGCCUGGUGAUAAUAGUCUAGAAAAGUACAGGGAUAUCGAAACAUAGAGUGCUCCAAGGAAACCAGGUAGAAAGGGCCGAAGAUCAACAUGCAGCGAUAUUGGCUGCACCCCGUCAUAUGCCCUUCAGGCAUCAUUAAACAUUGUGUUUUCCUGUUAGAGGUGAGCGCCAUUCGCUCGUGUGCGUGAAAUUGUUUUAUAUUUGAAAAUACUAUUUGAAAAUAUAUCUGAAUUGCAACUGAACAGCAGCCAACUUUCCCUAAUAUAAGAAUAGAAAACCUGUUCAAUAGAAUCUAUAGCAUAUCUGCCGACAUUUCAAAUGGGCAAAGAGGAACGCUGUAAUUUUAGGGGUGUGUUCGGGGGGGCACAAUACUUGAAGUGUUAUUGCUGUGGAGCUUUGUUAUACACUUGGACACGCCAACAAUGUCGAACUCCUUAAAAAGAAGGACAUUAGGAUAAGAAAGAGGGACACAGGUAACAGGUAACUAAUCGGCAGCUACAUGUGGUGGAUUUAUGGUAGUUUUCCAUGUGGCUUUCGUUGAGGGCAGAGAUGAAAUUCCAAUUGGCUGAGAACAUCAGCUGAUCGGUCGCAGCCAAUGAGCUAGGCCCUGCAUUGCAGGGCUUAAGGACCAAAGUCAUAAAAUUUUCAGUUUUAAUUUUUUUUAAAGUUUGUCACAGUUAAUGAUACUUUUUAUGAUAUAUAUAUAUAUAUAUUGAUUUUAUUUGUUUUGGAACAUUUCACUUUUAUUUUGUUUUUACCUAGCUGAGCAGCCAUGUUGGGUUCGACGUUACUGUUGUUUGACCAACUGCUGCUCACCCUAACUUGCCUGCUUGUGCUGUGAUUGCUCAGUGUGAAACGGCAUCAGCAGCAGGCUAGUGAGUGUGAGCAGCUGUUGGUCAGAUAACGGUAGAGUCUAACCCAACGUGUCUGUUAGAUCAAUAAUGCAGGGCUUGGCUGAUCGGCUGAGAGUGAUUAGCAAUAUAUCCCACCAUUGACAGACAAUAAUACUGCUUUUGUUUGUAGCAAAUCAGAGUAGCCAAAAGUUAAUUUGCAUUAUUAUACUGCAAUAUUUUUUCUUUACCUAGUUAAAGCCAGGCCGGAGCUGGCUAUUUGGCAAAUCGGGUUAAAACCUGUAAACUGGCAUUGCUCCUCAGCCCAGGGCUGGUUUGGAGAUAACAGAUCUAUCUCCUUAAUGGCCUUGUGAAUAAAAUCAAAAUGUAACCACCAGGUUAUAUGACCGCUUCUCUGUCUGCUGCUCGAUGUAAGUGUCUUAUAAAGUAUUUGGCUACUUCUUGCACGGACCUCUGUUCAUGCAGUGUUCACCAGAUUGGAUUUGGACCAGUACAGUCAGCAGCGUGGACCUCUAACUCUCUCACAUUGCGACCAUUCACCUUCGCAUAGCUGAGGAAGGCGCCACAAGUGAAGUCAAGCGGUAGAAGGCUGAAGUUGACUGGGCACGGCCAACAUGUGCCUUGUUUGAUUUAUGGUCUCCGGUUUAAACCAAAAUAGCCAAAAUGAAGUAUAAGUGGCUGUAGGAUAUUUUGCAAUGUGGUCACUUUGGCCUAAAAUGUAAAAUUAAUUUUGAGCUUCUGACAAACCAUUAUUGUGAAAAAACAAAACAAAAGACUUUAGUCUUAGAGAAGAUUUUGCAAAGUUCCCCAUACUUAGUUGCCAAGCAGAUUCCUAUUACGUAAUCUAAUCAUGUUUGUAGCUCUUGGAUAAAUGCCAUCUUACUUUUUCCCUGUAAAAACUAUUACUUUUCAUUAAUUGCCUCCAAGUCUUUUCAAGGUCUAAUAUUUGAUUUACAGAAAUAUCAUUGAUCAUAUGAUGGUUGAAUAAUUUUAUUUUUAUUGGUUUUCUUUUCCAGGUGUCUCAAGACUAAACUGUCAUGGACAGUCACAGUUAGUAAGUACAUUUUUUAAACCCUUUAUUAACAAAAUCCCAUAUGUCUCUCACAAGUACUGCACUCCAUUUAAAAUAAUCUAAAUUUCAAUUAUUAUUUUUAUUCAUGCAAGUCUAUGCUUUGCUAUCAUAUUUUAGAUUUAAUUUACUGGAAGAGUUUGAUAUUUUUUUUAACACUUUACCAGGACCUGAUUGACAGCGUUUUGAUAUGAUCUAGGCCAGGCAAGCAGGUCAUCAAAUUCCCCUCUCACACAGAUGCUCUAUCCUACCAUACCUACGCCUGUUCUGGGCCUUAAAGGACCACUAUAGUGCCAGGAAAACAAACUCGUUUUCCUGCACUAUAGGGUCAUUAGGUCCGUCCCCCCCCCACCCUCAGAGCCCCCCUUCAGCCACUUACCUUUCUCCAGCACCGGGCUCCCUUGGCGCUAGUGUCCUCUCCUACUCCUGCCGACGUCAGAGCCAAAUGCGCAUGCGCGGCAAGAGCCGCUCAUUCAAACCGCUCAUAGAAAAGCAUUACUCGAUUUCCAUGGACAUCCAGCGUCUUCUCACUGUGAUUUUCAAUGAGACAGCCACUAGAGGCUGGAUUAACCCUGCAAUGUAAACAUAGCAGUUUCUCUGAAACUGCUAUGUUUUCAGCUGCAGAGUUAAAACUAGAGGGACCUGGCACCCAAACCACUUCAUUGAGCUGAAGUGGUCUGGGUGCCUAUAGUGGUCCUUUAAACCAAGCAUGGACACCCCUCAUACUGAUUUAAUGUUGCCACUCAUUGCUGUGUAAUAGAAACUCAUUUCUGAUGGCUCAAUAUCGUCUGUAGAAUAAUCGUAUAUUUCACAGACUCCAUUAUUUUGAUUUCAUCAUCUGGUUUUAAACACUUGCCACAAAAAUGAUCUAAUUUUAAAAUAUUGAAAUCAAAUGAAGUAAUGCAUUUAACCUGUUAAACCAGAAAAUAAUAUUCUUCAUUUAGUUACCUCAUUUAAAAGCUGCUAAAAGCAUUUUAUUAAUAAUUUUUAAAAUGGGGAAUGGCGGGUUUGUAGCACUUGUAGUAAAACGAACAAGGCAGCUCGAACUAACCAAACCAGAGUCUCUCAUUUGCGUCACAGAUAAAAUGUAUACAAGGAGAAGGGAAUUCCUCAGACACAGGAUAAUAUGCAACAAAAAAAAGUGGAAUGUGUUCACUAUUCAGGGCUAAUAAGUAUGUAGGAGUUUAGGAAAAUACUCUCUGUCUCAUUAGAGAUUUUUUUGCCUGAAGCUGAAGUAAGCAUGGUGAAUUGUUAGUGUAGGACCCACCUAAGAGGUUUGCUUUGACGUGGCAGGUGGGCUUACAUCUAAUGGCCAUUGGAGUGUCACUAAAAACCUCCAAGUACUUAAAUAUGCAUGGGAUAUGGGAUAGUGCACAAGUAACUAUUUUCUUUGUUUUUUGUUUUUGUUUUUUAUUGUAUGUAUUGGGGCUGAUGUGUACUAUUGUCAUUGCUGCCACCCAUUGCUGCCACUAUUGUCAUUGCUUCAUACUAAAUGGAGUGUGUACUUAAAUAGGUGUACACUCACAUUUUUGGAGCCUUCCGACAGCUCCUAGUGCAUAGUGUGGAGUGGUAUAUUCCCCACUCUUGGAUAUAAAUGGUAGAAAUCCUCACCGUGGUAUGAUGGGGAUAUAACAGAAAUAAAAUAGUGCUCACUGUAUUAAUUAAAAGGUGUAAGGUAAUAGGAAAUGUACUCACUGGUGCAGAGCAAAAUAAUGGUUUUGCUCAAUCCACAGGACGUAGGUGAUAUAUUCCCCAUCAAAGAAGGUGAUGUCCAAACGUCAGAGGAAACAGGCAGGUCCAGGAAUAAUAAAAAUUCACUAUUUUUAUUGAAGACAACUUAUAACAAGCAAUAAAAGCAAGUAAAACAGACUAAAAUAUAACACUUAUUUUAUUAACAGUUGCCCGAUACAAUACUGUUCCCUGUUUUGAUCAUAGAAAAUCUUUAGUUUAGUCUUGUGACCCCAAGUAGAGGACAGUAGCAAGCAGCGGCAAUAUCCCCAAAAAUGUCAAGGUUGUGAUAAUAUUUACACAAGCUAUCUCAUCAGUAUGCAUUUUUUUUUUUUUAUAAUAUAUAGUUUUAACAUUGUGUUUAUAUAUUUUAACUAAUUUUUUAUGAAAAUAUUAAUUCUAGGCAACAUAAACAUUAAUUUCUUGAUGCUUAAAGGGAAACUAUAGUGCCAGGAAAACAGAGCUACCGCCCCUAGGUCAAAACCCUUAGUCCUAAACCGAUGUCUCUCGAAGCUGGCUCUGGCUCCAAUGAUGUCGGUGGAAACCUAAUGCGCAUGUACGUCACUGGCCGCGCUCACAGUAGAACUUCCCCCACAGGAAAGCAUUGGGUGACGCUUGGUGUCCUCAUGCAUAGCGUGAAGACGUCCAGCAUCAAAAGUCGCCUUACGACUCGGAAGUCCCUCUGGUAGACAACCAUUAAAAGUGGAGUUAAUCCAUAAAUGUAAUUAUUUAUUAAAAACUGCAAUAAUUACCUUUGCAGGGUUAAGGUACCUAGGAAUUUACACCCAGGCCACUUCAAUGAGCUGAAGUGGCUUGGAUGCCUAUAGUGUCACUUUAAGGCCAACUGGACCAUAAAAAGAAGAGAUUGAAAUCAAAAAUGUAUUUAAUUAGCUGCUUUGUAGAAUUUAGGAGACACACUCUUUUGUUAAAGGAACCUUUAUGCCUCAUGUUCCUUUCUUAAUUUUGAUUACAGCCCCCUCCCCUUCUGAAACCAACAAAGUCAUCCAUUUUGAUGACUUUUGUCCAAUGCAGUUCUUCUCAUCUGGGGAUAUAUGGUGCAUGUGCAGCAAAAGUUUCACUGUACCAACUUAAUGCUGCUCUUAGAGAAGCACUGUAUUCUUUUGGCAUUAUUAUGCUGUGAUAACAAACAUUGAGACCUUCAAAAAAAAUCAGAGGUCUUCAGUGAGAAACCACCUUUAGUGUCUGUCAGCCUGCAGGAGGAAAUUGGUGUUUCUCAGAAACUUUAUUAAGAUGAAAUAGUAUUUCCUCUUAGAGUAUCUCUAUAAGGAUACUUGGAGGAUGUAGUAUAAAACCAAAGAGCGUGGUGUGUAAAAUGUUUAAGGUUUUAAUUAUGGCCCCUUUUACCAGCCUUCAAUUGUCAGACAAAAGAAAAUGAGCUUUUAUUUGCCAACACAGGCCAUAUUGGUGAUGGCUAAGUGGUAUGUGUUUUCUUACAGCCAGUACUCAAGGGAAUUCUAUGAUCGGUAUGCACAAAGCCAAGAAAAAUCUGUGGUGAACAAGAUGCAGCAGAAGUAUUGGAAAACCAAGCAAACGCUCAUCAAGGUUACUGGGAAGAAAGAAGAUGAACAUGUUGUAGCAUCUGAUUCAGAUCUAGAUGCUAAACUAGAGGUUAGGCUUUAAUUCUGAUGUAUAUUCAUGUCAAUUAGAGUGACAAGAGUGGCUAAUCCCUUAUAUGUAGGACAUUGUCCUUACCUGACACUUAACACUGGGAUUGGGGAAACCCUAAACGCCAAUGCUUUUCACCUCCUAAUCCUACCAGUGCUUGUAUGAAUGGCACAGUAAUUACUCUGCACUCCUAUGAAUGCAGCACGUUUACAAGAGUGUCAUUUUCACAAUCGGCAUUUUAAACACAACAUUUUGACAGACGUUUUUAAAGGAUGCCAAAUGUAAGUCAUUGUCUCUGAGUUCCCAUAAUUGUGCAAUAUACAUUUUCUCCAUAAGAUGGAGCACAUCUUUUACACAUCUAGAAGAAUAAUCUGAGCCUGAAUUGUUUGCCUAAGGGGUUGGAAUAAGACUAGGUGAGUCACUUGAAUGCCUAGGUAAACAUACAAAAUUGAACACCCUUUGUUAAUAAACUUGUAAUUAUUAUGCUCUAGGUUCUUCUGUAAAUAGAACUUUUACAUGUGACUCGAUAGCUAACUUAGGCCUAAAUUUAAUAUUGAUGGGUACGCUUUCUAAAAGGUUUUAUAGUCUGAAAAAUAUUUAAUAUUUUUAAUUUUUGGAUAUAGUGAGAUAUUUGUUUUAUGUGUGAUUUUUAAAAAAAAAAUAUAUUUUAGUAUGCUAAAUAAAUCAUUUCAAACAUUUAUGCAAAAAUAUAACUUGGCAAGCUUACCAACAACAUUAAAUCAAUGUCUAGUUAGUCUAUUCUUUAAAGGAAUACUAUAGGCUCAGGAACACAAACAUGUAUUCCUGACCAUAUAGUGCAAAACCCACCAUUUAGGUGGCUUGCCUCCCAUUAGCCCCCUUAAAAGUUAAUAAAACUCACCAUAUCUCGCUGGAGAUGCUGAACGGCACUGUUGCCUUCUGUGCAGCACUGAGCCAGGAAGCACCUCCAGUGGCCAUCUGAGGAGUGGCCACUUGGAUGUGUCCCUAGGGGCAAUAUAAACAUUGCCUUUUCUUUGAAAAGGCAGUGUUUGCAUGAAAAUGCCUGCAUGUAAUGAUUAUAUUCACCAGAACAACAACAUUAAGGUGUAGUUGUUCUGGUGACUAUAGUGUCCCUUUAAUGUACCUUAAGCUCACAGGCAUGGCCAUCUGCCUUUUGUAUCGAUCUGUUUAUAUUGUAUUGUUCUAAUUGUACAGCACUGCGGAAUAUGUUGGCACUUUAUAACUGUCAGUAAUAAAUAAAUACAUAAACAAAACAGGCUGAUAUGUGUGUGUGGAAUUUAAUGGAGAGAGAGUAAGGCUUUGGAAUGUGCAUGGGAGGGAGUGAUGGAAUAACGAAAGGGAUAAAUGAAAAGGCAGAGAGAAGGGAAGAAAAUGUAAAAAGAGGAUAUAUACUUACCAUAUCAGUUAAUAUUUCCACCUCUGUUUCCAUUUUGCUAUCUCCUCCUUAUUAGUAGAGCCCCAAAAUUCUGUCUCUCCCCCAUCUUGUCCAAAGUGACUCCCAUGCCAUAGGUUCUGCACUACUUGUACAGAUAAUGGGGUUUAGAAAUAAUUUUAAAAGCAGAUCAGCCAGUGUCUGAUGCAAUAAAACCUUUACUACAGAAAAAUCUGUACAAAUUUAAAGUCCACCUGAAAAGAAAGGGCCGCUGAAAUAUCUGACCAUAUCUUUGCCUCCUUAUCUUAAUCUUCCUUAACAAAGCGAAAACCAAAAGCAUGAACAGUACAGCUUUCCAAUAACUUUCAUAGAAAUUUAAAAAAACUGGUUCCACUAGUUGAAAAAGGCAAAUGUAAAUUUCCAUUUACUUACACAACCAGUUUUCAUUACAGUGAGCAGGUCUAUUAUGCAAUGCAUGGGAUUGUUGUAUACUCUUGAUAAUCACCUGCCAUGCAGAAGACUAUGGGUAAAAUAUAUCUGGCAUGUAGGGCUGAUUGGCUGAGUAAUCUCUGCAAGUUCCUGCAUGUAAAAUAAUAUCACUGUGAAAGGAGCAGAUAUUUUAUGUUUGCUUCAAUGGUUUUUUUUGGCGGGGGGUGUUGUGUGUUUUAUAUAAUUCUUUAAAAAGGGGGCAAAUCCAUCUUAGGGGCCGUUUUGAGCAACAAUCUAAUACACUUCCUGAAACAUUGGCAUAAGUAAAUAUAACUUGUGUGUAACAAUAUUAUACAUUAAAAAGCAGUGUUUUUAUUUGUUUUGUUUUUCCGUAAUCACUUUGCAAAAAUCUAAUGGACUUAUGUUUGUUUGUUUGCUUUUUGUAGCUUUUUCAUUCAAUUCAGAGAACAUGCUUGGAAUUAUUGAAAGUGAUUGAACAGUACCAAAAAAGGAUCUGCUGUAAGUUGCCAAUAAUCUGUUCCUCACGAAAUUGUUUUUAUUACUAUAGUAAAUGUGUUGAUAAGCCAUCAUACCCCUUAUUCUGUAUAUCCAGGCAUCUCCACGCUGGAUAAUGUUUAUUAGGACUAUGGCCUUGUGUGUGUGUGUGAUUAUAGUUUUAUUAUCAGAACAGGAGAUACAAACGUCUAAACUGUAAAGUAAACUGUGCAGUCAUAACUGUUUAAAAAUUAAUCUUUUUUAUUUUUUUAUGUCCGGUCACUAUGGCUGUGUAAACAGAAACAAAAGUAAUUUAUCUUCGAAAUGGCUGAUAAUUGAGCAAUGAAACUGCAGGGGCAUGAUCUAUACCAAAACUACUUCAUUAAGCUAAAGUUUUUUUUAGUGCCCAUAGUGUCCCUCUAAAUAAUCCCAUAUACAAAAGCUAGUAUAUGAUUAUUGCAUUUUGUUAUAUUGAAUCCCUGUUGACUGUUUUUAUCAUUGAGUGAUGUUAUGUUUUUUUUCCCCCUUAGUUCUAUCACAGGAAGAAAAUGAGCUUGGCAAAUUCCUCCGUUCGCAGGGAUCUCAAGAUAAAUCCAGGGCUGGUAAAAUUAUGCAGGCUACAGGGAAGGCUCUUUGUUUUUCAUCUCAACAAAGGUGUGUCAUGUAUAAUGUACUGUGCACGAUGCAUCAGCGCUGUCUGCCUGCUAGAAUUGCCACUUAUCGCCAAUCCGUUUCAUAAUUCAUUCUAAAAGCACAAUGCUCUGCAUAAUUUGCUAUUGAUGUCGUCAUUCGUUGAAAUGGGAGAGUACUUAUUGAUUCAGUGUGUUACCUUAGAAAGACCUCUGAUAUAAGACAAGGGUGUGCUGGGAAGAAUAGCUGCUAAGCAGUUUGUUCAUGAGCCAUAUAUUUGUGCCAAAGCACACUAAUGCAAGCACCAUCAUGGUUAAUUAUUAUCAUGCCACACUGUGUUGUUGUACAGUGAUGUCGAUAUAUAGCUCUUACAGGUCUUUGCUUAUUUGAAUAUAUGAUAUCUCUUCAUAGAGAAAACUAUUUCAUCUCUUGACUAUGCUAGGCCCUUCAUACAUUUUUGAGAUGACAGUUUCGCGUUUAAUCUGUUUGACAAUCAGCAGCCAUCAGAUUCUUGCUUGCAUUGGUGAAUGUGAACCCUGUAACAUUAUUGUCACAGACAGAACUACUUGCCAAGAAGAGUGUGUGUAUGAAUAGGUCCACAUCACCGAGCCUCUAGAUGAACUAAUUCAACACCUCUACCAGGUUAUUUAUUUACACAAAUAUAAUCCUCAAGAACUACCUACUGUACUCCAGAUUAUCACGGAAUUGUGAUCACCAAGAGUUAAUGCUGGGAAUUAUAGGUUGGCGCUCACUUUUAUACCAACCUAACCCCAGUAACCCAUUGUAUGCUUACACUACAAGUACACAAUUAUCACUAUGGCUAUACAAGAAGCCAAAACUAUCAUCAAUAUUGUGUAUUCUGCAGAGAAAAUACAGAUCUUAAUAUAUUAAAAAUGAUCAAAUUACUGACAGUUACAAGGAACCCAUAACCAAAAACAAGUCUCUAUAUAAUGGUAUGUCUCAUAUAUAUAUAUAUACAGUAUCUUACAAAAGUGAGUACAGCCCUCAUAUUUCUGUAAAUAUUUUAUUAUAUCUUUUCAUGUGAGAACUUUUGUUGUACUGCUUUUGUUGCCAACGUUUUAGACAUUAAUGUCUGUGUUGAGUUAAUUUGUGGGGACAGCAAAUUCACACUGUUAUACAGGCUGUACACAUACUACUUUACAUUGUAGCAGGGUGUUAUAUCUUCAGUGUUGUCACAUGAAAAGAUAUAAUAAGAUAUUUACAAAAAUGUGAGGGGUGUACUCGCUUUUGUGAGAUACUGUGUGUGUGUACAUGAAUUUUAUCAGUUUUUUACAUAUAUAUAUAUAUAUAUAUAUAAUCUGUGUGUGUGUGUGUGUGUGUGUGUGUAAAAAAACAGAUAAAAUUUGUAUCUUUAAGAAAUAGAACUGGGUUGGUGUGCAUGCAAGAAUACAGUUUAUCACAUACACAUGAACACAUACGCCACCUUCAAUGUAAAGAGAAAACACAAGGCUUUAACCUUUGAAUGAAUCAUAUUUUUCUUUACUGAUAUACAGUGCAUUUUAACUCUUGAUAGAACCAAACAAUGCAGUGUGCAUGACAAUGAUUUCUUAUUCUUAUUCCAUAACGAGACACUGCUAAUUUAGUGACUAGUGCUGAAUGGAACUGAAAAUACUAAGUAAAAUGAACAGUUAUACUGUUAUGAUGGCAAGGCUUGGUCAUUAAUGAGUUAAUAAUAAGGUAACCACACCACAGGUCUGAUUCAGAUGAUGACAGAGGGGGACAUGAAGAGGCUGCUUGUAGACCUGAGACUGGUCUUACAGCAGGAGGUGGAGGAAAGGGAGAAAUCUAAGGACAACCAACUCCAAGAAACCAGGCACCAAGUGGAAGGACUUUCCAAACAGGUCCGUCAACUGCACGUAACUGCACAACAGGUCCGUCAACAGUACCCUCACUUGAAUCCAGACACCAAUACCUACGCUUGGAGACGUACUACCUCCAUGGGCCUCAAGUGCAAUGCCGACACCCCACUUAUUGUAUCCACCUUCCGAGUGUGCAAAUCGGCGGCAGCACCUGUAGGUGCCCACAGAGAUCCCAUAGCUACCACCAGAAAUGUACGGCGAGAGCUGCCAUGAUGGCUAGUUCUAGAUCACUGGGAACUGUGAAGGGUGUACCUUGGCUAAAUAUAGUGACCUUCCAUUUUCUUUUUUAACUGAGAAAAAGCAACUGGCUUUUUAGCCAGUAGCCAGGAGAUUUAGAGAGCAUUCCCUUAGAUAAGGGGUCUCCAAAAUCCGGCCCUCCAGAUGUUGCUGAACUACAACUCCCAUGAUUCUUUCAUUGAAAUAGAUCACCAGAAAAUCAUGGGAGUUGUAGUUCAUCAGCAUGUCGAGGGCCGGAGUUUGGAGACCCCUGCCUUAGAUGCUGAUGGAGUGCAGAAGGCUCAAUUGUGGUACAGAAGAGUGCCAACAUGUCACCCUACCCUAUGCAGAAGAUCCGGAGGCAUUCCUUCAGAGAUUGGACUUACCAGCUAUGACUACGUUUCCGGGGACAACCCAAGUAGCCUUACGACAAGAUGGAAGAAGCCACGGGGGAGAUAACCGGAUAGCCCAAGAAGCUCUACAAACUAACUGGGAGGAGCAAUGCCUCGGCGGUCACAUGGAUCGCAGCUAACCCAUGACAGAUGUUGAUAUUUAAGUCGCUACCAAUAUACAAUGUUAUAAUUUUAUUUGUAUGUUUCUUCUUAAAUUUGAUUUUCUACUCUUACUGAAUACUAAUUUUCUACAGACAGAAAUGUAGGAUACAUAUAUAAUGUUCAAUCGAGGAUAUCCUAGUUUGGCAGUCAAAUUGAGUAUUUUUUACUUAUGGAUAUAAUGAAAUGCAAUUAGUGAGUUUUCAUUACUCUUUCACUUUGACUUACUUUUACUGGCAUCUUGUUUGCCGCUUUGUUUGCAUGACUGAUGUAAAUCUGUCCAUUUUUAUAACUCAAAUAAUGGUAAAGUUGUAUACCGUGUGUACAAACUCCAAUAAAAAAAACCAUGUACAAUGAUGAAGUAUCCUUGAAUUUUAUGGGUUCAUGAUGUAAAUUGCCAGUUGAUAUCUUCGGUAAAGUUAACAGUUCAAUUUUUCUUCCCACAAAACUGAAUAUAUUUUAUUUUGGAUGUUGGUCCUUCAGAAAAUGUGAAAUAAAUACUGACAAUGGGAUAGAACAAGACCUUGCUUAAACCAUAAAAUAAUAUAUCUGUGGAGGAAAAUGAGAAAAAAAAUGGCAAGAAACGAUUUUUAGCUAAUUUCUAGAAUAACAGAUUUGUUUUGGAAAUGGCAAAAUAUGUGCACAGCCCAGUUCAUCCUCUGACUUUCCUGAACUAGAUUUUGAGGAAAUAUUAGAUACUCAAGGACAGAUUACUUAUCACAGCAAGCAAAAAUUCAAUUGUAGAAAUACAAAGAUCCCUUUUUAUAAUUCUGUAUGUCACACUUCAGGAAUGACCAAAGACUUUCAGUGUUACCCAACCUUUCUAACCUUGCCAUCCAUAUAUUAAUAAAGUCACUAAAAUAAGACUCCUGAGAACAGCCAUCUUGCUUUUAAAACCUGAGACAGCCAUGGCAUUUCUAGUGCUAUAAACUUAAAUAAACACUAUAUACAACAUCACAUUUCAUAGUGUAUACUACUGUAGUCUAUUAAUUAUCAAUAUUAUCAGUUUGGACAUCUAAGACUGAGGAUCAUAUACAUUAAUUUUUCCGCUGGAACAUUAAAGGACCACUAUAGUGCUCUGAGGGUGCCCCCACCGUCAGGGACCCCCUCCCGCCCGGCUCUGGAAAGGGGAAAAAGGUUUAAACUUACCUUUUUCCAGCGCUGGGCGGGGAGCUCUCCUCCUCCGAUCCUCCUCUUCUCCUCCCCGUCGGCUGAAUGCGCACGUGCGGCAAGAGCUGCGCGCGCAUUCAGCCGGUCACAUAGGAAAGCAUUCAUAAUGCUUUCCUAUGGACGCUUGCGUGCUCUCACUGUGAAAAUCACAGUGAGAAGCACGCAAGCGCCUCUAGUGGCUGUCAAUGAGACAGCUACUAGAGGAAUAGGGGGAAGGCUUAACCCAUUCAUAAACAUAGCAGUUUCUCAGAAACUGCUAUGUUUAUGAAAAAAUGGGUUAACCCUAGCUGGACCUGGCACCCAGACCACUUCAUUGAGCUGAAGUGGUCUGGGUGCCUAGAGUGGUCCUUUGAGUUAUCAACUGCAAAUUCCAGACUUUCUCCAUUAUUUUUAAUAUCGUAAAUUAUUAUUUUGAUUUGGUCAGUAGUUAAUUUGUAAGAAGUUCUUUUGUAAAUCAAAUAUCCAUCCAAUUUAUCCUAAAAGAAAAUGCGUAUCUUUUUUUUAAAUUAAAAUUUGUAAUCUCAAGAACAAACUAUGUCAACAGCUGAAUGUUGCUGUAAACAUGUUACUAACAAUUCUAGCUGAAUGCACUGUAGAUCUAAAUUCAUGUGUCAUCGGGUUGCAUUUUUAUCAAGAGCGUCAAUGGUUUUAAAGGGACACUAUAGUCACCAGAACAACUACAGCUUGUUGAAUUUGUUCUGGUGAGUAGAAUCAUUACCUUCAGGCUUUUUGCUAUAAACACUGUCUUUUCAGAGAAAAUUCAGUGUUUCCAUUAUAGCCUAGUGAUAACUUCACUGGCCACUCCUCAGAUGGCUGUGAGAGAUCCUUCCUGGGUCAUGGCUGCCUAAAAUGCAUCCAAACAUUCAUUAUCUCCUCCGUCUGCAUGCAGACACUGAACUUUCCCCAUAGAGAUUCAUUGAUUCAGUUCGUUAUCUAUGAAGAAAUGCUGAUUGGUCAGGGCUGUGUUUGAAUCAUGCAGGCUCUGCCCCUGAUCUGCCUAUUUGUCAAUCUCAGCCAAUCCUAUGGGGAAGCACUGUGAUUAGAUCAGGCUACCACUUUUAAUGAUGUCAGCAGACUGCUUGUUUUUCUGAGUCAUGGCUUCAGGCUUGAAUACAGUAAGAUUUUGCUAUAUUUAUGGAGGCAUGAGGGCCCAGGGGGGCUAGAUGGUGGUGUUAACAUUAAAGGGUCAGGAAUACAUAGUGAUCCUUUAAGUAAAAGAAUAAAAAAGAUUUACACAUUUAAAAAAAAAAUAAAGUAACAAAAGAAAGCUCUUCUGCGGAAUUAUUGGUGUUUAACAUGUGUCCAUUUAAAACAUUCAUUUAUCAGAAGCCACAAAAGUAAAAAUCAAGUGUCUUUUGUAAUCUAGAUAGAUUUAGAACUGGAUGUAGCGGAUGGCACUGGGCUGUCCUGCAAAUGUCUUUGAAAUAACUGCAUUCGUGUGAUCUGCUAGUUUUCUAUGUGUUUUAAAAGAAUUGUAUUCCUCUGAUUGUUCGGUAGAAUCAUUCGAAUAAACUAAGGGAAUGAAACUACCGAACAAUCAGACCUCCCCUGUGUUAAGUGUGUCCUCAAUCACCCGUUGCAACAUUGUUGCGAACGGGUAAUUGACAAGUUAAGUAGCCGUCCUUUGUUCUCGGGGGUGGCCGCCAUUCGACAAACGAACACGUGGCGGCGGCUAUUUUAAAACUCCCGAACAGCUGUGUUUUGCCGUCGAGUGUCUGGAACUCAAAUCGGACACUCGACUAGGUGAACAUCGCUGAAACCUCCAUAAGCCCGGUCCGUUUGGUUCCAAACUACCGAACGGCCCCUCGUUUGGUAGAUAGAAAGAACCGAACGAGGGGAUUCAGGUGAACCCUCCCUAGGACCGACCGCAGGGCCCAUUCGCAUGGAACUGUAUUCGGUCAUUUUAUUCCCUCCAUAAAUUUCCCGAACCCCUGGUCUGAUCUGGGUGAUUUUUGGAUAUGUUGUUCACCCAGAUCAGGGCUAUCAGGGGAUGUAGGAUUUAAAGGGGUACCCCUACAUUUAGGGGUACAUCCAGAAACGGGGGGAAUUGCUAGACUGGAUAAGGGGAUUAUGAUGCUGGCUGAGGGGAGGAGAUGUGUAGGAGGUUACCAGGACAGGAUUGGCUACUGUACUAAUGAGUGUAAAUCCCUCCCUUGCAUGGGAGCAUGCUUUAAAAGGGCACUGUGGAUUAAACCUUUCAGUUCUGCUCCUGAAACUGUGUGUCGUCCAGUUAUUGGGAUUGCUGUGGGGAUAUUGUUAUUUUACCUGCUGGAAACCUUGCCUGUGGAUUUAUUAUUUACUUGUUCCUGAGCCUCACUUGGAUCAUAAGCGGAGAUAACCUGGGGAAUAUUGCAUCUCCGCUACAUUGGUUGGCAGCGCUGGGAUCCAGACUAACAAGGGAACGAGGACUAAUGGAAUACGGAUGGAUAGUGAUUAUGCCAAGCUAAAAAGAUCCACGCUAAAAGAUCUCCUGGAAGCGAAAGGUAUUGCAGCCAGCAACAAAAGGAAAGCAACCAUCAUUGCAGAAGUGAUGGCUGAAUACCAGCAGGAGGACAGGGUAAUCCCUGAGCAGCAGAGUGCAGUAGAUGGAGCUGAAAAAGAGGAGUUCCAGAGACAGCUGCAGUUUAGGCUGUCCUUUUAUGGAGAGAAUCCAACAGCGGAUAUUAUAUCCAGGACAAUGACAGAGGUGCAGGAGUUUAUACUGCGUCAAAGGCCACUACAGCAGCUGGAGAGGAAUACUACCAUCACACAGGGUAAGACAAAAAUUCCUUACCAAGCAUUUAAAACGUAUGUAGAAGCAGAGGAGGAUAUAGAUUCUUUUCUCCAAGACUUUGAAAGGCUGUGUGCAUUGCAUAGUAUUAACCCAGACGAGUGGGUGCCUAUUUUAGCAGGGAAGCUCAAAGGGAAGGCUGCUGAAGCCUAUAGAACUGUACCUGAUGGGGAAAUUCGAAAUUACCGCAGAGUAAAAGAGGUGAUCCUGGCCCGAUAUGCAAUUACGCCAGAGGCAUAUCGGCGGCGGUUUAGAGACCUAAAGAGAAAUGACAAGGACUCUUAUGUGGAAUGGGAUUGCAAGUUACAUCUGGCCGCCCUGGGGUGGGUACAGUCCAAUAAGGCUCGGUCCAUGGAGGACUUAUUACAAAUGGUGUUGUUGGAGCAAUUUUAUGAUGGGGUAACCAGCGAUGUCCAGGAAUGGGUGAGGGACAGAAACCCUACCUCCCUCACCGAAGCUGCCAGGAAGGCAGAUGAGUACCCGGAUGCACGCAGGCAGCAGAAACCUGCAGCCCCAAAAGUCACUUUUAAAACCUUUGGGGGAACCAGCUACACCCCAGCUCCACCGAGACCCCUGCCGCCACCACCACCACCGCCCGCUGCACAGCCACGUUUCCGCCAGCCCACGUCUGGCCCCUGCCACCACUGCCAGAAAUGGGGACAUUAUGAAAGGGAAUGCCCCCAGCUGAGGAACUGUUCCACCUGGAUCCAGCCCGGUCCACCACCACCACCGAGAGCAGCCGCAGCCCACCACUACCAGGAUAUCGUGGCCACACCAUAUGGCUCAGCGGUUCCCAUUACAACUGUGGAACAGUGGGAAGUACUGCACGAGGCGGAUCCAGUCCAGGCCAAUGCUGACAACCGCAGCAUCACAGGCAGACCGUAUAUCUGGAGGGUAAAGCGGUUCAGGGGCUACGGGACUCAGGGGCUACCAUCACCCUGGUAAAGAGUCACCUGGUCUCAGAGCAGGCUAAACUAAACAAGACUGUGGCCGUCAGGGUAGCCGAGGGAGCAGUAUACCGGCUACCUACAGCGAGGGUACACUUGCAUUGGGGAGCGGGGGCAGGACAUGUGGAGGUGGGGUUGAUGCCGCAGUUACCGGCGGAGGUUUUAUUGGGGAACGAUCUGGGGAGGCUCACAUCUGCUUUUGAGCCCCAGACACCCACCACAGGAGAAGCUCACCCUGUGGUUACUCGACAACAGGCCCGCACCCAGGACUACAACACACUUCCGGAGGUUCAGGUAAGAGACCCUUCCCCUUCCCUUGACUGUGUUCCCUGGGUCCCUCCUAACGAAUUUGCAGCUGAGAUAGUGACUGACUCCACCUUGCAGGUCUAUAGGGACAAGGUGACAGCAGACCCUCCUGAGGGAGAGAGAUUUGUCUGGGACAAGCAGCUUUUGUACAGGGAGACAGACAAGCAGAUUGCUGGGUCAGACCCAAUAGUGAUGAGGCAGCUAGUGGUGCCGCAGCGGUACCGAGCAGAGCUACUCCGGAUAGCGCACGAUAUCCCGCUAUCCGGACAUCUAGGGGUCAGUCGCACUAGGUACCGACUGACCCAAAGUUUCUUCUGGCCAGGGAUCAGCCAGGAGGUACGCAGGUAUUGCACCACCUGCGAUACCUGCCAAAGGGUAGGGAAAAGGGGAGACCGGAGGAAGGCGAAACUACACCCCCUUCCCAUAAUUGAGGAACCUUUUAGCCGAAUAGCGGUAGACUUGAUAGGCCCCCUCAAGAAAGCUAGCCCGUCAGGCAAAAGGUACAUUUUAACGGUAGUAGACUAUGCUACUAGAUACCCAGAGGCAGUGGCUCUGACCAACAUUCACGCUGAAACGGUCGCGGAUGCCCUCAUGCAGAUAUUCUCCCGGUUGGGAUUACCCAGGGAGAUUAUCUCGGAUCAGGGUACCCAAUUUACCGCAGAAUUCACCCAACACCUCUGGAGGAUCUGUGGCAUUAAGCCUAUUAUCAGUGCCCCUUACCACCCCCAGACUAAUGGGCUCUGCGAACGGUUCAAUGGUACAUUGAAAUAAAUGCUCCGAACCUUCGCAGAGACCCACAAGGACUGGGAGCGGUUCCUGCCGCAUCUCCUAUUCGCUUACCGGGAGGUGCCACAGGAAUCCACGGGGUUUUCCCCGUUUGAACUGCUAUUUGGGAGGAGAGUCAGAGGCCCAUUAGACCUUAUAAGGGAGCAUUGGGAGGGAGAUCGGAGCGCAGAUGGCACUCCCAUCAUACCAUAUGUGUUGGCCCUCCGAGACCGCCUGGAAGCAUUAACUAGGACGGUAAGGGAAAACCUUCAGGCGGCACAGACCCGCCAGCGCACAUGGUAUGAUCGGGGAGCCAGGGACCGUAGCUUUCAGGUCGGGCAGAAAGUGCUAAUUUUAAAGCCUGUCCGACAUGACAAGCUACAGGCCGCCUGGCAGGGACCUUAUAGGGUGGUGGAACAGAGAUGUGACACCACCUAUAUAAUUGGCCCCUGCACAGGAACGGGAGGACGACGCAUGCUCCAUGUGAACAUGAUGAAGCCCUACCAAGAGCGCUCCGAGGAGGUAACCGCCAUAUGUGCGCCCAAUUCUGACGAGUUUGGCAGCUUACCACUCCCAGAUCUGCUGGAGAUGGGCAGCUGUCUGGGGAUUUAGGGGAAGUUGCACUGGGAGACCGGCUGAGCCCGCAGGAGCGUAUCGAGGUACAGCGGCUGUUGGAAGAGAAACGAGACACGUUCUCUAAUGUACCUGGGUACACCCCUCUGGCCACUCACCGGGUGGAGACCCCAGGGCAACUACCCAUGCGCCAGACCCCCUACCGCAUCCCGGAAGCGGUAAGGGAAAACAUGCGCAAGGAGAUCGAUGAGAUGCUCCAACUGGGGGUGAUUGAGCCCUCAGAUAGUCCCUGGGCUUCUCCGGUAGUGCUCGUACCGAAGCGGGACGGUACGACCGCUUCUGCGUGGACUACCGGAGAUUAAACGAGAAAACCGUGUCCGAUGCAUAUCCUAUGCCACGGAUAGAUGAGCUACUGGACAGAAUGGCCAGGGGUCAAUAUCUCACUACCAUUGACUUAUGUAAGGGGUAUUGGCAAAUCCCCCUGGCCCCAGAGGCCAUCCCGAAGUCGGCCUUUGUCACCCCAUUUGGGUUGUACCAGUUUAAGGUCAUGCCAUUUGGGAUGAAAAACGCCCCAGCUACUUUCCAGAGGAUGGUAGACCGACUCCUGGAUGGGUUCCAAGACUACACCUGUGCCUACCUGGACGAUAUUGCCAUUUUUAGCAAUACGUGGCAGGAGCACUUGGCCCAUAUAGGAGCGGUUCUAGACAGGAUUAAGGAAGCUGGUUUGACAUUGAAACCGGCCAAGUGCAGCAUAGGGAUGGCCGAGGUGCAGUACCUCGGACAUAGAGUGGGGUGCGGCAAACAGAAGCCCGAACCAGCCAAAGUAGAAGCCGUGGCCCAGUGGCCCACCCCUAGGACUAAAACCCAGGUGUUAGCCUUUCUAGGGACCGCUGGGUAUUACAGAAAGUUUGUCCCUAACUAUAGCGCCCUCGCCAAGCCCCUCACUGACCUUACCCGGAAGAAUUUGCCCCGCCAGGUGACCUGGACCCCGGAGUGUGAGCAGGCAUUCCAACAUCUGAAAAAUGCACUGAUAAAUGCUCCUGUCUUGGCAGCUCCCAAUCCAACUAAACGUUUUCUUGUUCACACAGACGCUUCUAUGUUUGGAUUGGGAGCAGUACUGAGCCAAGUCGGGGCCGAUGGCGGAGAACACCCCGUGGCUUACAUCAGUCGCAAGCUGUUACCCCGAGAAGUAAGCUACGCCGCCAUCGAGAAGGAAUGCCUGGCUGUGGUGUGGGCCUUAAAGAAACUGCAGCCGUAUCUAUAUGGACAGCCCUUUUCCUUACUCACGGAUCACAACCCGCUGGUAUGGCUAAACCGGGUGGCUGGGGACAAUGCCAGGCUGCUGCGCUGGAGUUUGGCGCUGCAGCCUUUUGACUUUAAUAUUCAGUACCGCCCGGGUAAACAGAAUGGGAAUGCCGACGGGUUGUCGAGACAAACUGACCUAGAAAAAUGAUCCGUGAGUCCCCGGACAUCCCCAAGCCGAUCCGUGUUGGAUCAGACUGUGUAUGCCGGCUUGUGGGCAAGGGGGAGCAGUGUAGCGGAUGGCACUGGGCUGUCCUGCAAAUGUCUUUGAAAUAACUGCAUUCGUGUGAUCUGCUAGUUUUCUAUGUGUUUUAAAAGAAUUGUAUUCCUCUGAUUGUUCGGUAGAAUCAUUCGAAUAAACUAAGGGAAUGAAACUACCGAACAAUCAGACCUCCCCUGUGUUAAGUGUGUCCUCAAUCACCCGUUGCAACAUUGUUGCGAACGGGUAAUUGACAAGUUAAGUAGCCGUCCUUUGUUCUCGGGGGUGGCCGCCAUUCGACAAACGAACACGUGGCGGCGGCCAUUUUAAAACUCCCGAACAGCGGUGUUUUGCCGUCGAGUGUCUGGAACUCAAAUCGGACACUCGACUAGGUGAACACCGCUGAAACCUCCACAAGCCCGGUCCGUUCGGUUCCAAACUACCGAACGUCCCCUGGUUCGGUAGAUAGAAAGAACCGAACGAGGGGAUUCAGGCGAACCCUCCCUAGCCUCUAUAGCUAGAGGCUUUCGUGCAGUUUGUUCCCUUAUUCCAGGACCGACUGCAGGGCCCAUUCGCAUGGAACUGUAUUCGGCUAUUUCAGUCAGUGCGGUCGGUCAUUUUAUUCCCUCCAUAAAUUUCCCGAACCCCUGGUCUGAUCUGGGUGAUUUUUGGAUAUGUUGUUCACCCAGAUCAGGGCUAUCAGGGGAUGUAGGAUUUAAAGGGGUACCCCUAUGUUUAGGGGUACAUCCAGAAACGGGGGGAAUUGCUAGACUGGAUAAGGGGAUUAUGAUGCUGGCUGAGGGGAGGAGAUGUGUGGGAGGUUACCAGGACAGGAUUGGCUACUGUACUAAUGAGUGUAAAUCCCUCCCUUGCAUGGGAGCAUGCUUUAAAAGGACACUGUGGAUUAAAGCUUUCAGUUCUGCUCCUGAAACUGUGUGUCGUCCAGUUAUUGGGAUUGCUGUGGGGAUAUUGUUGUUAUUUUACCUGCUGGAAACCUUGCCUGUGGAUUUAUUAUUUACUUGUUCCUGAGCCUCACUUGGAUCAUAAGCGGAGAUAACCUGGGGAAUAUUGCAUCUCCGCUACACUGGACAACCCCAGAACUGCAGUUAUUUUCUAUUGAUAUAGGUGCCAAAAUCUUCACCUGCAGUGACCAUUAUUGCUUUGUGUUUUGAGUAUAUGUUUCCCGUUGCCAUGUAAUAUCAAUUGUUUUUUUAAACUGUUUCAGAUUGGCUUUAAGAAGUCCUUUAUCUAGACUACAUCAAGAGGUGGAGACCUUUCGAUAUAGGGCUAUAUCUGACACUCUAUUGACUGUGAAUCGAAUGGAGCAGGCAAGAACUGAAUAUCGAGGUGUUUUACUCUGGAUGAAAGAUGUCUCUCAGGAAUUGGACCCUGAUCUUUUUAAGCAAAUGGAAAAAUUUAGAAAGGUAAGAAUUAUUUUUUAAUUAAUUUUAAUUUUUUUAUACGUGUUGGGUUUUUUUAAAAUAAUGAUGUCCUCACAAUGGUUCUUUUCCCAUAAUUUCCAAAGGACCAUAAUGGUAUCUCAAGUUUUUCAUUUCUCUUGGAUAGAGAAUUGCCCACAAUUUUGUUUGUAUGUUUUUUUUGUUUUUUACAUUCUUUAUUUUGAUGUGCACAUUUUGAUAUUGUAGCAUAUAAUGUUGUGUGACCUUUUGAGAGUUCGGGACACUUUUAUAGUGUAAUAAAGUGGUCAGGCUAGGCAAACAUGUCUAUGCUCAGGAGUUAAACUAAAUCUUUAAGCAAGUUUUGUAAUUUAUAUAUGGUGGACUAGUCAUGUAAAUUGAGAUGUUUACCUGUAUAUAGGAGAGAUUAACCCUUUUACCUAUACUUCUAUGUUGUGUCAAUAAACUACCCUUUGUUCUAUUUUGCUUUAAAAUUGAGUGCGGUAUCAUUUUGGUAUCUUCUAUAAUUAUAUGGUGGGUCUUUAGAGGUGACCCAGAUACCUGCACCAAAGGUGUGAUUGAGUGCAAGUACCACUGGAUGUUUUGAUUAAGUCUUUAAGCAAGCUAACUAUACAAGACAUGUAGACUGUUAUAACCUGCAAGGCUACCUUACAAAGAUUAUUCCGCCGGAUCUAAGCAAACCUCAGUGUUGCUGCGUCAGUUUGUAGAAUUAAUAAAGAAAGUAAUGAUUCGUAUAACUGUGAGUGUAGGUAAGAUGGCGUCUGCCAUUGUCAAAAGUAAAUAAGACUCAAGUUGUGGCCUACUAUGAUACUAUAAAAUAUGCGUAUAGUUGGUAGCAUAAAUAGGAACAUCAUGGCUUAAUAAACGUUAUGACUAAAUAUACUGAAAUCAAUUAUGAACAUCAGAUUAAGGCGUUCAACUAAAAUGUUAUCUGACAAUGAUAAUAAAGUAAGAUAAUAAAGCAAUCGCUCCUGCAUUGGAAUCUAUAGUAAAAUAAUAAACAAACAGGAUAUCGCGAUAUCACUAUAUUGUCAUCAUUGUGAACAUGCUUAGCACUACACCUGUAAAGUUCGCUUACAUUUUACAUUCAACUAGUUCCUUGUUGCUGCAGACUUAAAAGUGCAAACUUUACAGGAUUGGAUUUUAAUUUUAUAUUUAACGUUUAAAAAAAUGACACUUGCUUAUUGGAGAAUAGCUCGCAUCAUUGGGAUCUAGGCAGAUAUCUAGCUACGGUUUAGCAGUAACAACUGUCGAGAUAUCAGGUGCUUGGUGUCAGGUAGUCAAGCCGUCCCUGUAUAGGUGUUCUCCCAACUCCCUGGCUGGGCAUUGCUUGCAGGUAGCAGCUAAGUCCAACAGAGGGGGCCGUUUUGCAGUAUCCGGGUGAGGCAUCCCCCUGCCCCCGGACCAUUUCGGAGCCAGCAUCACACAUCUACAGAUCUGAGGAUUCUCCACGCUCCAAUGGGCGGCUGCAUAGAGCUCUAUUUUGGCUCUCUUGAUGGUGUCAGACUGACCUCUGCUUGCUUAGGUGAUGUGUCAGUGUUUGGAAGGUUUUUGUCGGUGGGUUUAACAUAUCUUUAUUUGCUUUGUUUACAAAAUGGUGGUGAUUGUACCUUGCAAGAAGCUAUUAAGUUGUCCUUAAGUUAUGUCCUUACUCUGAGCCAUGUUCAGUAAAAGCUGUGAUUAUGUGUUAAGCAUCUAACUGCUUUAUUUGACUGAUCUGCUGGUUUGAUGCUCAGCUUUACUUUUCCUUAAAGUUUUUAUACAUUAAGCCGUGGACCAAGGCUUUAUUAAUAACUUGCUCUGCCAUCCUGAUACUAAACUUCUACAACAUGAUCGUAGAUAUCCCUAGCAAUAUUGUAUACUCUCUUAAUAUUCUUCUGUGUAGCUGGCCCCAUUCCAGUAAAGCUUGGUAGGUUGCUGUAUCUUCUGGGGAUAUGUUUGUAAUCUGAGUGUAGGUCAUAGGUCUAAAUCCUUUCAGUCUGCAGAAGUUGAUGAAAUUAGUACAAAAUAUGUUGCUUAAGAGCAGAGGUGUCAAACUGUGCUCUUUAGAUUUUAUUGGGCUACAGCUUUGUAAUUCUCUUGCAGCUACAGGCUAGUAGAAUCACGGGAGUUUUAAUCCAACAUCAAGGGAAGUACGGUUUAAAAAUUCUUCUAUAAAGUGUUUCGUGACUUCUCGAACAGGAAGCAAAUGUGUUCUGCAUUCUCAUAUUCUAACACUAGAUGGAGACCAAGUACAGGACAUUAUGUCUUCAAAAUAAAUUUUUGACAAAUUGUGCUGCUGCAAAUACGAUAAUGUUUAAUUUUGUUUUAGCAUUCCUGGCAAAUUGUUAAUGCCUUUUUAGUUUUGGUUAUCCUUAUAGUUUAAAAAAAAACCAAAAAAAAAAAACAGGAAAUCGGGAUAUCACUGUAUUGUCAUCAUUGCAAACAUGCUUAGCACUAUAGCUGUAUAGUUGGCUUACAUUUUACAUUCAGUUGGUUCCUUGUUGCUGCAGAAUUUGCAUCUCAUUAAUCAAGAGUGACUUAAAAGUGCAAACUUUGCAGGAUUGGAUUUUAUUUUUAUAAUUAAAAAUUUUUUAAAAUGUACUUUUGUAAGUUUUUAUGCACUAUCUGCAUAAUGCAUUAUAGAGUUAUUCUAGGCUCCACAACCACUUCACUUAUUUGAAGUUGUCAUGGUUCCUGAAGAUCGUGUUUGCAGUGUUUUACUAUGAAAUUCAGCACAUACAGAAUUGAACCUCUCCGUUGCCGAAGAUUAAUCUCCACCUCUGGCUGGGUCAUUGGGACGUCAUUAGCCUGCCUGGAAUAAGAGUUCCAGCUGGCUAAUGUGACGCUUGCAUACUGUACUGGUGCCAGGCCCAUCCUUACACACACACAGACCUUGCAGUUCAUGUCUUCCCUUCAACCCUUCUACUUUGACAUCUUCUACAACAUCCCUACUGCUGCGGUCAGGGGUUGUGGCAUUAGCCGAGGAGAAUUGUGCUGCAAGAGAACUUGGAUACGUUUUUAGCUAUUUUCGUUAUUUUUUUUUUAUUUUUAUUUCUUUUAAUUUGCGGAAGGGGGAACCAGUAUAGGAAAGGUUGCUCUGACCAAAGACAAUGUUUUCUUAAAAUACUAUUUUUUGGUUGGAGUAGCUCUUUAAAAGUAAGGGUCAUAUCCAAUGUGUGUCCUUUUUAACUGCCAAAUUCGCUUUGAAAUUAGUUUAAUAAUUUCCUGCAGAGGAACAUUCUUUUGUCAUACAUGCAAUAUGUAUUAAACAAUGUUAUGUAAUAUAUAUUGCAUUGGAGAUGUAUCUGGUAUGAAUAAAAAUAACAUUAACAGUAAAAUGUAUUUGAGUGAUGCAAGGCCGUAGGGGAAAAGGAAAUGUAACUUAUGUAAUCCUACAGUUGACAGCUAAUUAAACCCAAAGGAAAAGUCUACGUUUAAAAAAUUCAUAUUUUUUUAAUUCAAUUUAAACAAGGCGAUUGAAAAAUAAACAUGUUAAAGGCUAGGCCCGUAGUUGUGGGAGGGGCUUGAGUCCCCUUUUAAGGGUCGCCAAUCCUCUUUCCCUUACCGUUACAAGUCUGGCGAAUUGCCCCUCUUUUUGCAUCAGCCUCUAAGAUGGGCCUUCUUUAUUACAGGCCUUCUGCAUUGCUUACUCAAAGUGUGUGCCUAAAGUGUGUUUAAACAUCGUUUUGCUAUAAAAUGCUGCACCUACAGUGUUUAUCCCCUCUACUGCCAGUGGAUUAACUCCACAAGGUCCGGGCUGGCUAAUGUGAAUUUGAUGCAAAUUUUGAUUCUUAUGCCAGCACGGCAGCAUGCUUGUGCCAGACAUUCAUUGGCGGCUCAUAUCCAUCGCACUCGCUCCCCCCCCCCACACCGUGGUACCCAUCUUAAACAAAUCUAGACUGGUUUGUGUUUUUAUAAGAAUCCAAUAAAAGUAUUUUACACACUUACUUUUAUUUGUUGCUGUUUUAUCCUGGCUGAUUUUUUUAUCAUUAUCAAAGAUCCAGUACUAUAAAAGAAAUCCCUGGUGGGGAUUAUUCCACCUACGCCUGGUUCAUAGAGCAGUGUGGCUGCUCUGAACACUGUAACUACGUUUCAUUUUACCUUUCACUGCUAUUUUUUAUAUGGUAAACACUAUGGGCCCUCUCUUGUGAUUCUUAUUUCAUAAGACCGGCACUGCAAGCAUCGCUAGAGGGAUAUCCUCCAUGUGGGGAGUUUAAAUACCACUGUAUGCGGUUUUACUCAGAGUUGGUUAUAGCUCUCCCAAUUGUAUGUUGGCACUCUUAGGACCUCAGUGUUGUCUGUUGUUGCAGUUAACCUACGUUAUUGCACCAUUGGGUUUUUCCCCCUUUUAUGUAUUUUAUAUGCUGACACUCAUCUGGAAUGCUGUAAGAAGUCUUGAGGAUACACCUCCAAGUGUCCAGUUAUAUCCUACAUGUGGGGAGUAUUAAAUACCACUGUAUGCUGUUUUACCUAGAGAUGAGCAGAGCUCUUUAUAUUGUGAGUUGGCACGUCUCUACUUCUAUGUUGUUCGUGAUCCAGCUUUCCUAAAACGGUUUUGCACUAUUGGUCUCUGUUUCUGCUUUUGUAUUUCAUAUUUACCACUGAGGAUUCAAAGCAAGGAUUGAAGAAUAUACACUCCAGGUCUUCGCUGUACUUUAAGAGACUCUUUAUAUUAUUGCUGAUUUUUGUUUAUUAUCUCUCAUUGUCCAACUUAGGGCACGCUGUAUUUGUUGUAUCUUGUUCUCUAGACUGGUUUGUGGUUGAAUUAACCCUUUAAAUACUUUUCAUCAAAGCAAGUAGGUACAGUUAGCACAUGUGAAAUCUAUAGACAAUAUGAAAACAGAUAUUGGUUAAAAAAAAUUAUACAUAUAUAUUUUAUUUUUAUUUUUAUCCUAAUAUCCUUCUUUUCUAGUAGCUCCAUACUGUUGUGUCUGAGUGUAUAACAGUGCUUUACAGCAGAAUUACUCACAGUAAUGUCUUUAAAGUACAAUAAAUGUGUUUAGAAAUAAGUCUGUGUAAGAUACAUUAUUCUUGUUUUAAAUUACAUUUUAAUUGCAUAAAUUGUUGUUAGACAUCUAAAACCUCUAAGAAAAAUAUCUAAGAGGCCCCGCCCUCAAUCUGCAUCUUUGGUUAACAAGGGAAAAUAUUGGAUAGACUGAGACCGUCAAGGAGGCGGGGUGGGACCAAACGCCAGCCUGACCAAUCAGCAUCUCCUUGUAGUGAUGCUUUGAAUUAAUGAAUUUCUACAGGGAAAGUUCAGUGUCAAACUGUAGAGCGUGGAAACGCUGAACAUCAGUGCAGCACUGCCCCAGGAAGCACCUCCAGUGGCCAUCAGAGGAGUGGCGACUAGAGGUGUCCCUUGGGGGCAAUGUAAACACUGCCUUUUCUCUGAGGCUGUGUGUACAUUAAAAUACCUGCAGGGACUGACUAUAUUUUUUCCUUUGCACACUGUCUGUUAUCUUCAAUUAUUCCAAAUUCCCUGCGCUUCCCAUUUACAGUAUAAAUUGCAAAUUAAUUUUUGUUUCCAAAAUACAAGUUAUCAUUUGUGUAUGUGUAAUAACGUGCCCCCUGACUGCCCUUUCUUCUAAUUUGUUCAGAGGCUCACUUAGGGGAAGUUCUUUCCAGUUCAGAUUGAUGGCAAUAAUAUUUAAUGGCUUUGCCUUUGCUUCACAUGUAUUUGCCAAGGUAUAGGAAUAAAAAACUUUAUUGGGCAUCUGUCAUAUCUUAUCUUUUUUUUUUUUUACUUAAAUUUUUUUUGAUGUCCUGUCGUUUAGGGAAGCCCCAUUUUGUUUUCUUUUUUCAGCAUGAUAAUCAUUUAAACAGUUAUACAUAAGGAAAACAAUAGACUACUUUUUCUUAUUUAUAACCUGAACGUUGCCAAGCUUUAGUCAAGCUCCACAUCCUUUGUCAACUUUGUCAUUGGACGGCUUCUUAGUACUCACCUUCCUCCAGAGACAUGUCACCAGUUUUCUACGUUGACGCAUCACAAGAUACUGCAAGUCAAUACAGUGCUGUAAACCGUUGGAGAUCCUCACAAGUCAUGCACGUUAUUUGACGGGCACACCAUUGGAAGUGCAGAGAAGGAGAUUUCUGGAGACCAGUAUCUUGCUAAGAUGGUGGCACUGUGAAUGAAUACCCUGUCGGACCGGCACAGAAUGAAUAGAUAUAUGUUGCACCAGACCUGCUGGCCACAAAUUCUUACUACGGUUUUGGGAUAUGCCGUUUUAAAGUUGGGGAGCAGAUAGUCAAUAUAGUGACAGAGCCGCUUUAAGAGAUAUACAAAACCACAACUCUAGUGUGUUUCAAGGAAGAACGUAGCAAUAUAUCUAAUUAUUCUAUGUUGUAUGAGAAUGGUGUUCAUUUAAAUAAUCUGGAAGAAACUAUAAUAGAUAAUUAAGAUUUUAUACAAUUAUUCAAAAGUAAAUGUGUUGACAAAAAUAUUCCUAAAUACGGGGCAGUGAGAGAUGUGCGAUAAUCCUCAACGCCAUUGUAGGAUAAAAACAAAUAGCGAUUUCUCAUGGAACUACGAGAAGGUACUGUUUAAAAAUAGAAACAAGUCUGUUGGAAGGCAUUACGUCAGAGCUCAGAUUGAUGCGUACCCUUGAGAUCCCUCUUCAUCUGUUCAAUUAUGUAGGAGAAGAAAUUAGAGGUCACAUAUGAGCAGUUUGUAUUACUCAUAGCUAAACCAGAAUUUAAUUUCUCGUUCAGAAGAGAAAUCUCAGAUCAUGUGAAAAUGCCAGAUGGAUUCCUAUAUUUAAAAUCUUUUCUUAGAGCCUUCAUGUUGUGUGCCCAGUGUUAUAAUUUCGGAAAGUGUGACAGUUUUCCAGUCGCAGUAAUACAAAUCAACUCAAAGUAUUCCUGUGUAAUGAAUGAUCAGGCACUGAUAACUGUUCUUAAAUUAUUUUAGUAUUCUAAAAGGAUAACAUUGGUAACAUUACUUUGCUCUGCAGUUGGUACCGCAAAAAAUCACCAAAGGUUCUAAUAAAGAUGCUGCAAAAAUAAUACUAGUGAGAAGAUGUAUAUAUGAGUCAGCUUAUCUCUCUACUAAUAAUUUGAAGCACUCUAGAAUUCAAGAAUUCUAUAUUGUGAUGGAAAAUUAAAACCAACAGAUUUAUUCCCUAAAGAAUGAAUUGCCCGAUUCCAAGGAGAAGCUUCACAUGUCGGUUACCCAUUUUGUAAUGAGCAUUGCAUGCCUAAAUCUAAACAAAAAAACAGGAAUGCUCGAUGGUUCCUUUGCAGGUUUUGCUUUUGAAUUAAUUAAUAAUUUUAAGAUCCAGCACAAGGAAGAAAACAUUAUAAAUGUAAAUAAAGGCAAGUGGCAAAUCAUAGAAGAGGCAUAAGGAAAGGGAAAAAACAUAACACAGCCGCUUUAAUUUUCAGACAUUGGUUGGUCCUUGCGAAGCUGGCAGCCCCAGAUCAGUUUGACACAUUUCCCCAUAGCUUUCUGGAAGAUCCUGCUUUGCUAUACCUUAAUUAGAGUUCACUACUUAUUUUUCAAGUACUUUUUGGUGAGAAAAUGCAAUCAAUUUCAAUCAAACUGUUUUGAGUAAUCAAGAACAGCCAUAAUCUUAAAUCUGAAGUCCCAGCAUUUUGUUUGUUGCUUCUAUUUUAUUAACACAAUGAAAAGUUUAGUGUGGAUACUGAAUACUGCUUCUAUUAAGGAUCCUGCAGCCUCCUCCUAGUCCUUCCCUGGCUCUCCCCAGCUUCCUCCUCACUGCUCACACUCGUGGCUGGGAAUCAGAGACUUCUCAAUAACAAGCCUUUGAUUGUCCGUUUCUACAGCACAUACUGAAACUCUGUCCUAGGGUAAAGGGUAGGGCUUGCAAAGGCUGCACACAUAAGAACUGCAGCUUUUGCACGCUGUUUUUUUAGAUAUACCCCCAAUGCCAACAUGCUUUAAUUUAAUGCAUGCAUAUUUUCAUUGGUAGAAUUGCUUCUUUAUAGUAAUUUUAUUUAAACAAAAAUAGUGUGGACUGUUCCUUUAAGGGACACUACAGUGAAAAAGUACAUUCAUUAAAAAAAAUUAAACUUUUAUGUAAUGUGUUCACUCCACAUGAAGCAUUACAAUAAUAUAACUAAUAAUAAAGAAAAAUGUACAUUGUAAUCCACUAAUGGAGCACUAAAAAGAUCCUAUCACUCUGCAAACACACUCAAACAUGACAGGUCCACAUGCCACGCAGUUAGAGUAUCUAAGAGAGCUGCUUCAUUUGAGUUUUGUGCUCCCAGUUGCCCGGAUAGCCUUAGUUUUAAAAGCCUUGGUGUUAAAAAUGCAUCAGGUGUGAAGGAAAGCGUAUUCUUCCAUUACAGAAGGAAAACACCCUGACCAACGCAGAUGAAAAGAAGCCAAGAUUUCAGUCACAAGUGCUGUCACUAAAAUGCACAGCGAGUGUCAGAGCUGAUUAAUCUCCGGUGAUCAUGUCCAAGAAUCAUAAAUAUGGAGUUUCCUUGACAAUCGAGGGCGAGCAUCCUGCUUUAACCUGCUUUCAACAUUAUUAAUGGGCAGUUAAAUGUAAAUUUCCAGCAGGUUUUCCCAUUCCAUUAGCAGGAAGAUGCCAAGUAAUUGUUAAGGGUUUUUUCUCUUACUUUUUUUAGAUUAACUAUUUAGAGGCAACUAACAGGAGUGCAGGGGAUAAACAUUUGACGCGUUUCUUAACAGGCUUCAGUGUCUGUGACAAUUCCAGUCACUCUCCGUAGAGUGGAUAAAAAUUGUUGAUUUAAAAAAUAUAUACAUUUUUAUAUUUAAAUCUGAUUUGAAUAACAUUUAUUUUAAUACAAUGCUUUUGUAGGCCAAAUCUAUCUGAAGAUUUUUCAAUUUCAAAUUCAUUGCAUACCAAAGAUUAUUCAGUAGCAUGAGGCUGUAUAUUAUCUAUGCAUUUCUAAUGGUAAAUGACAAAAUCAGUUAUGAUAGAAAUGUUAAACUAGUCUGAAACAUUUUUAUUCUUUGUUGUAAAUACUAAAGAAAAUAACAACCAGCAAGAAUGAACCUUUACAUUGAGACAUCAUGGUUUAAAUCAAAUUCACCCUGGUACUUUGGAAGAAUUUCACAGUGGUUACUGGGAGGGAGGGGUAAUGGUUUUCAUCAUUCAUCUGAAAUGGCAUUCUCUGCUUAGUAUGCCCAAAUUUGUUUUGUUUCACUUACACCUUAUUUACAUACUAUUUGCUAAAAUCUAUAAUUCUAUAGUGUAUUCUUAGUGUUCUAAGUUCUGAUUUAAUGCAGCUAAUAUGCCCCCACCAGAAAGGGGAACUUUCCAGGCCAUUGACAACCAAUUAACCCAUGGAUGUUGAUGUAUUUUUAAUGUAUGAUUCCUCUCACUGGUUCGAACUUCUAUCUGUGCUCAUCAUGGUAUAAUGACUUUCAUUUAAAAUAUUGGAGCACGCAAUUAAUGCAGCUACAUGUUUUGUUGAGAAAUGUACACCCCAUGCUAACCUAUUAGCUCAGGGGAACCAUCGAUUGGAAUAAAGAGCCAGUACAGUUUAUAUAUAUGACUAUUUCCAUUUAGCAAAAAGAAGCAGUGUAGCUAGCGGCUUGGUUUUAUGCAGAGCCAAUUUUAUAGUUACCAAAACAACUUUAGCUUAAUGAAGCAGUUUGGGUAAAUAUAUCAGGCCUCUGAAGUCUCCCUGCUCAAUUAUCUGCCAUUUAGGCGUUAAAUCACUUUUGUUUCUGUCCAUGCAGUCCUAGCCAAACCUCCCCUGGAUGCGACUGACACAGCCUUCAUGAAAAAAAUGGUUUCACUUUCAAUCAGAUUUAAUGUACUGCAUAAACAAAUGGAUUUAAUUCCUAAAUGGCAGAGAAUUUAGCAAUGCGACUGCAGGGUCUAUACGCCAAAACUGCUUCAUUACUUUGGUAUACUUUUGUUUAAAUGACUAUAGUGCCAUUUUUGCUCUAAAAAAUGGAGAUGUUCUGUUCAAGUCUAGCCACUUCUUUUCGAUAUAUCUUUCGAACCACAGCAUCAAAAAAUGGAUAAUCAAAAUUACCCGCAUACAAGUUUGUGAUGUGUUUUUAAAAAAAAAAGAAAUAAUAAUAUGAUGUGCACGUUAUAGAUAUGGGCAUAUUUACACGUCCGAAGAAUGAAGUAAAGCUUGGAUGCAAAGAUAAAGCUCUCUGACUGUGCUGUCUGUUUUUUCUGGAAACUCCCAAACAUAGGAACAGUGUCUUGCCUCUAGAAUCUGUAACUCUGCCCUGAACUUUUGUUUCACACACAGAUAAUCUAAUCUUUCCCUCCUACGUAUAAUACUUUUUUUCUGAAGCAUUUGGAUAUUCCAGGCAAACUGGGGUAUUAUAGUUGUAUAUUGAAAGGUUUUAUUCCAACCUUCAGAUUCCUCCUGUAAUAUAGCGCAUGCCUCAGAAAACAUGUUUAAGCAAAACCUGACCAAAUAAUAAAGUGUGGCGGUCUUUUAUUUCAAUCAUAUUCUACAGUCUUGAACAAAAUUGGGUCACUCAUCGGUGUCAAAAUGCUCAUCUACUAUAGAUCAUCUUUUUAGAAAAAUCAACUCUUGAGGCUAUUCAUUAUUUGUGCAAAUAUAAGGCUUCUACAACUCUGUCUUGGAGUCAGAUCAGUGCCCCCUUCUUUAUAAAAUACAUUUUCCAAAACACCUUACCAGACUCUCCCUGGUAUCUGUUGGGUCUCUAGUGUUUUAUCUUGAAACACUGAACAUGCAGAGUUUUAACCCCUUAGCUGCAGAAGGUUUAACGUGAUUAGUAAGCCAAGAACAAGAAUUCAAGGCUGGCUAAUGCUAAUUCUGUGCAUUUUGUUAUUCUCAAAUAAGUUUUUAUUUUUUAGCAAUUUGCCAGUUAUUGGCUGAGGGCAAUCAGAUAACAGAUUAUCAGCUUCUGUCUUCUACAUCUCGGCAAAGGAGCUAGGAGCCUCAGAGCCCGGCGGGGACCAAGGAAAUUGGUUAAACCAUUGCUUAUAGCGUUGCUCAUCACUGGGAAGCAGGAGCAGGAUACUCAUGGCAUCAUCACCACUAGAACGGGCCUGUAGUGGUUAUGAUGUUUGGAGAAACCCUUUAUUUUAUUCCCUAUAGUUAAUUGGUAAAACAAAAAAAAGGACCUGUAUUUGUAAUUAAGGGAGAUUAAAACCCAUGAGCAGCAGGGGGGGAGGGGGUCCUAUUGUUCCUCCCCCCCCCCCCCGGGGGCCAAAAGUAACAAAAGAGGGGGACCUGUUGUCGUCAUCCCAAUCCCCACCCAAUGGUGCUGGGUGGGGGCUAAAUGUAAAAAAAAAUACCCCAACCCCACCUGACAAUUGACUAGGGGUCCCCAAGCCCCUAGUCACCCCCUCCCCAAUAAAAUUAAACCCUACCUACCCCCUCACCCUAAAAAUAGUGAGGGGGGAACUAAAAACUAAAUACCUGUAAAUAAAAAAAAAAUUAUACUUACCAUUAGAUGUCUUCUUUUUUUCUUAAACCUUCUUUUUUCAGCCCCAAAAAAGGCCAAAUAAAAACCGACGCCCCAAAAAAACAAUCCAUCUUCACCCAGUGAAGGCACCGCCCAGUCUGAGCUCCGCAGGGUGGGGAAAGGCAAUUUGACUCAGAGCGCUCUGAUUGGUUGGUUUAGGCCAACCAAUAAGAGUGCUCUAAUAGGUCAAUUUGAGCCUUGCAAGUUACCAAUAAGGCAAGGCCUUUUUUUAGGGCUAAAAAAAAGUUCAAGAGAAAAAGAAGACAUUUAUACUAAUGGUAAGUAUAUAUAUAUAUAUUUUUUUUAUUUACAGGUAUUUUGUUUUUUGUUCUCCCCUCACUAUUUUUAGGGUGAGGGGGUAGGUAGGGUUUAAUUUUAUUGGGGAGCGGGGUGACUAGGGGCUUGGUGACCCUUAGCCAAUUGGGGGGGUAUUUUUUACAUUUUUGUUACCCCCCCUUUUGUUACUUUUGUCCCCCAACCGCCGCUUAAGGGUGGGGGCCGGGGAUGACGUCAAUAUACCCCCCUUUUGUUACUUAGGGCUCCACCCACCGCUCAUGGGUGGGGGGGGAGACAAUAGGUUCCCCCCCUUAUGUUACUUUUGGCCCCAACCCGCCAAUCAUGAGUGGGGGCAGCGGUGGGACCCCAGGUCCCCAUUCCAUUGAGUAGUCCCUACACGGCUGUCCUCCCCUGUUAAUUAUUUUAGAAGAUACCCCACCAUGGGGGACCUGUGCUAUGUCACCCUUUAUUUGAUUCAGAGAGUGGUGGGCUUUUUUUUUUAUUUAUUUUUUAUUUUUUUACAGGGAGCAGGCACUGGCUGGUCACUGUUUAGCAGACAUGUUCCUACUCGCGGCAUAGCGAGUAGGGGCAUUCAGGAGAUUUUAAUCUCCCUUAUGCUAAAACGAGGAAUGAAUAUAUAUAUAUAUAUAUAUAUAUAUAUAUAAAAUACAAUUUUAUUCUGCAUAUUGAUAUUGUAAGGCUUGUUACCUUUUUGUAAUUUUGGCUUUUUUCAUGGACACUUGUUAUGGAUUUAUGUAUGUACAGUAUACAUUUUCCUUAUUUUACCUUUGCACACUGCAUGGCUGGUAAAUCUCAAUUAUAUUUUCCAACCUUGUGUAUAUUUAUAUAUCUGUCUACUAUGAAAAUCUAUCGGUUGAUGUAAUUUGUUACAGAUGCACACAUUUCUACUGAUUCCCACAGUUAGAGCAUCUUGUCCUCAUUGCUUGAAAACAGGAGCAUUUGGUAUCACAGCAAUUGGGUAAGUAUUUUAAUAAUCAGCCUUGACAUACAUGACAUAUGGUCUUGCAAUGCUCCACUAGGUCAUGAACUGAAUACUUAAAAAAAUAAACAGAAAAUAAUAAAUAAACAGAAGCCUUUUGAAUCCCUGCUGUGUAGAAAGAGUCCACAGGAAAUUAACAUUGAUUGCAGAGUGUCAUAUAAUGAAUCUAAUUCAUGUACGUGUAGAAGGGCAAAGUUCAAUUAUGUAAACAGUCUUCCAUUUAAGCUACAUACACAUACAUUGAUCGGCCACAACGUUAAAACCACGUGCCUAAUAUCGUGUAGGUCCCCCUGGCGCUGCAAAAACAGCUCUGAUGUGUUGAGACAUCGACUCCAUAAGACCUCUGAAUGUCAUGUGGUAUUUUACACCAGUACAUUACCAGCAGAUCUUUUAAGUCCUGCAAGUUGCGAGGUGGUGCCCCCAUUAAUCCGAUAUGUUGUUCUAAAACGCCAGAUGCUCACAGGUGUGAGUUGAGAUCUGGGGAAUUUGGAGGCCAAGGCAACAUCAUUAACUUUUUGUAAUGCUCCUCAAACCAUUCCUGAACAGUUUUUGCAGCGUGGCAGGUAAAUUAUCCUGCUGAAAGAGACCACUGCCAUCUGGCAACAUCAUUCCUAUGAAGGGGUGUACGUGUUCUGCAACCGUCUCUAGGUAGAUGGUACCUGUUAAAUUAACAUCCUCAUCAGUGCCAGAACCCAAAGUUUCCCAGCAGAACAUUGCUCAGAGUAUAACACAGUCUCUUCUGCCAGCCUACCAUCUUCCCAUAGUGCAUCCUGCUGCCAUCUCUUACCAAGAUAAAUGACCAACAUGCACCAGGCCAUCUACCUAAUCUAAAAAGAUAACUUGAUUUAUCAGACCAGGCAAACUUAUUUAUUUUUUUAUUAUUAUUGCUCCAUGUCCAGUUCUAAAACUCAUGUACCCAUUGAAGGUGGUUGACGGGAUCGUCAUGGGCACUCUGACGGGUCGGCGGCUACACAGCUCCACACAAAGCAAAUUGUGAUGCAUAUGUGUUCUGACACAUAUGCAUCACAAAUUUGAGCAACAGUAGCUCUUAUGUGCGAUCAGUACAGAUAGGCCAGCCUUUGCUCCCAAUAUGCAUGACCCUGACACCAGUUAACCAAUUGUCCUUCUUUUCACCACUUUUGGUAGGUACUGAACACUGCAUACCAGGAAAACCCCACAAGACUUGCCGUUUUGGAGAUGCUCUGACCUAGUCAUCUAGCCAUCACUAUCUGGCCCUUGUCAAAGUCAUUCAGAUCUUUUCGCUUGCCCAUUUUUCCUGCUUCCAACACAAGAACCGACUGUUCACUUGCUGCCGAAUAUAUCCAACCCAUUGACAGGUACCAUUGUAUCGAUAUGAUCAAUGUUAUUCACUUCACCUGUCAGUGGUUUUGAUGUUGUGGCUGGUCAGUGUAUAUCCUUUAGUUACACAGGACAAUAUAUUAACUUUAAAAGAUUAUUACCACAAUAUUGAAUCAUUGCUGUUGAAAUAUAAAUGCUCAUCUUCUGAUUUCCUGUGACUCCUGUAGUUCCUGAAAGUUUGCUACGUUCCAGUGGUUUGUUCCCUCUCUGAUUUCAUUGCGGCUUUGUCCAAGGUGGAUCUUCAGUGGGUGUCAUUUAUGGAAUUUGUGAGUUAGUGAAUGGAGAUCCGUCUUCAUUGAAUAUAACCAGGACUAACCUUUGGAGUGUAUUUGCCCAUGGUGGGUGCACAUAGACCUUAGCAGUGACUCAUCUUGUUUGAACUGAGAGAGGAAUUAUUGGGAAAUAUAUUGAUUUGCAAUAAAUACCAUUUUCCAUAAGCAGGUUUUUAAUCCGUGCUUAGAGCAUUUCCCCUAAGUAUGUAUUAUUAUUUUUAUUUUGCAAAAUUUCCCUCCUGUGCUACUUCUAAGACUUUGCUGUACUACCAGAUAUUCCAUCAGCUUUCCAUAUCUCUCGGGUUAGUGAGUUUUAUCAUACUCUACUUAAAUACAUCUUUAAAAAACAGUAUUAAUAGCUUAGGUCUCUGCACAUGGUUAACAGUUUUAGAAUACAGACAUAAAUUACUGCUGAACAGGUGUUACAUUGACCACUAAGAGAAGAUUAGUAAUUUUAUCUGAAAAACUGUGAACUAAUUACACAAGUUCUGCCAUUGACCUAGCCAACAGUAUUAACCCCUUAAAGGACCACUAUAGUGCCAGGAAAACAUACUUGUUUUCCUGGCACUAUAGUGCCCUGAGGGUGCCCCCACCCUCAGGGUCCCCCUCCCACCCGGCUCUGGAAGGGGGAAAGGGGUAAAAACUUACCUUUUUCCAGCGCUGGGCGGAGAGCUCUCUGCCUCCUCUCCUCCUCCGAUCCUCCUCCGUUACGCCCCGCCGGCUGAAUGCGCACGCGCGGCAAGAGCUGCGCGCGCAUUCAGCCCGUCGCAUAGGAAAGCAUUUACAAUGCUUUCCUAUGGACGCUGGCGUGCUCUCACUGUAAAAAUCACAGUGAGAAGCACGCAAGCGCCUCUAGUGGCUGUCAAUGAGACAGCCACUAGAGGAUUAGGGGGAAGGCUUAACCCAUUAAUAAACAUAGCAGUUUCUCUGAAACUGCUAUGUUUAUAAAAAAAAUAGGUUAACCCUAGAAGGACCUGGCACCCAGACCACUUCAUUAAGCUGAAGUGGUCUGGGUGCCUAGAGUGGUCCUUUAAGGACCAAACUUCUGGAAUAAAAGGGAAUCAUGACAUGUCAUGUGUCCUUAAGGGGUUAAAGGAAUGCUACAAGGUUUUAAAAGUGAGCCUAAAAUUAAAUGCAUUCAUUGAACUCUCCUGUUUGUAUUCUGGUAAUGCUUUCCUAUGCUCCAUAUGUUUUAAUGUUUUUCUUAUUUAUUUUUGUUUCUUUUUUUUUUUUACAAACAAAAAAAAAACAACAAAAACUAGUGGAUGGGUUAAAUCUAAAAAAAAUUUUUAAUUUAAGGUGAAUUUUAAAUUUUAGUUCAAAAUUUGAAGGUUUUGUUAAUUUUGGUUUAGAAUUUGAAAUGUAUAUUUAAGAUUCACUCUGACAUUUCAACAGUUCACAAUUUAGUGUUUAUCUGUGUGAACUUCUGUGUUUAUGCUUAUGAGGAACAGAUAACUUUAUAAUUUCCUUAACUACCGUGUGGUCUAUGUGUACUUUUGGUGAUAUAGCAUUAUAAAGAGGUUCUCUUUCCAACCACUAAGAAUUCUCUGUAACAUUUUAAAAUGUUUUUUUUUAACAAAUCAAUGCUGAUUUAAUCUAGCAAAGCUAUAGCAAAUGUAACAAAUAGCCACUGGAAAAUCUGACAUAUUUUCAAGCAUGUCAUCUUUGAGGUGUAUCACAAUUUUCUAAUUCUAGGUAACAGGACCUGCAAAGAUCAAGUGAUUAAAAAGGCCAUCUAGUGUUUUUGAUGCUCUGUAGUGGGAUUGUAACUUUAUUUGUUAUAUUUUUCCAGUGCUUGUGAAGACUUUUUUUUUCUCACCUUACUAGGAUUGGAGGGCUGUUUGCUGAAUUAAAAGUAACAAAAUAGAGUUAGGAAUACAAAACUACAUUCCUAACAAUGUCGUUUUGCCUCCGGGCCCCCUACAGCACUCAAAGGGUUACAUUCCUGAUUCCAGCUCCCAUGUCCUUCUGUGCCGGGUCAGGUUCCUCCUCCAGCGACGUCAUGGCUAUUUGCGCCAUGCACGUAUUAGGCUAUCCUUAAAGGAAAGCAUUGAACCAAUGCUUUCCUCUAAAGAUUUACAAGAAGCUGAACAUCCUCAUGAAAAGCAUGAGAACAUCCAGAGAACAUCCAAUUUCGCUGAGUUAAACUUUUAGUGCAGGAAAUAUAUAAAGGGAAUCAAUAUAUAAUAUUGGGAAUCUUUAAAUAUAUAAAGGGAAUCAACACAGUAAAGGAGGAGACUAUAUUUAAAAGAAGAAAAACUACCACAACAAGAGGACAUAGUCUUAAAUUAGAGGGGCAAAGGUUUAAAAAUAGAGGGUAGUGGAUGCAUGGAAUAGCCUUCCAGCUGAAGUGGUAGAGGUUAACACAGUAAAGGAGUUUAAGCAUGUGUGGGAUAGGCAUAAGGCUAUCCUAACUAUAAAAUAAGGCCAGGGACUAAUGAAAGUAUUUAGAAAAUUGGGCAAACUAGAUGGGCCGAAUGGUUCUUAACUGCCGUCACAAUCUAUGUUUCUAAGUGCCCACUAGAGGCAGUCUUAACCCACCCUGCAUUGUAGUUUCUCUAAAACGGCAAUGUUUUACAUUGCAGGGUUUAUGGGACAGAAACACUGCACCCAGACAACUUCAAUAAAAAGAAGUUGUCUGGGUGCCUAUAGUGUCUUUUAAUUUGGACCAAUAGUACUGUCAAACGUAAUUUAUUUUAAUUUGAGUUGUUCUUCUAUUUAUUCAUUAGGUUCAGGCUCAAGUGCGUCAUACCAAAUCAGCCUUUGACAGAUUGAAAACAGACGUGUGUGAAAAAGUAGAUCUCCUUCGAGCCAGUAGAUGCAAUCUUUUGUCUCAUGUCUUAACGACAUACCAGGUAACAGAAUCUUUAAUUUCCAAGUUGAAAGAUAAUCCCAUCAAUUCAAAGCCAUAUCUUUUGUCUUGUCACGCAUUAUCAAUAGCUAUGUGAUAAAUGUAUUUGUUUUCUUCUUUGAAAGACAACAUUGCUACACUUCUGGGAAAAGACUUCUCACACAAUGGCAGCAAUUCAUGAAAGUUUCAAGGGUUACCAACCGUAUGAAUUCACAACAAUAAAGGUAAGCAAGGGGGUGGGAAAAAAUAUCUUUAUCCAAACAUUCCCCAUUAAGGGUAUCUUUAUCACAGCAAUAAAAAAAAAAAAAUGAAGAAUUACAUUUCUUUAUGGACAUGUUGGUGUUUAAUAACUGCUACUAAGGUGUUUUGGUGAUGUUUACUAAUCCGAGUGUUUUAUCCUUGCUUGGCAGGCUCUAAGCAAAUUGGUGAAAUAGAUCACAGGCUUAAUUACUUUAAGUUCACGUAGCUCUUCAUCAUUCUAAAUGUCAGUGAAAUGCUUGUUAAUAUAAGUAUUUUCUUAUUUACUGUAGAGUGCUUUGAUGUUUCUUUGCAGACUAAAGCAUGCUAUUUAAAGGAACAAACGUAUAUUCCUAACACUAUAGUGUCCUAGUCACUGUUUGGGUAACCAGAGCCCCCAGUAAGAUGUAAAAUACAAGUAAAAUUACAUUUUCUCAUGUUUAGGAGGCUAGUGCACAUGUGCGGCAAAACGCAAAUCAGAUGGUUUCUGUGAGACCGUCUGAUUGAAAAAGCUGAUUUUUACUUGGCUAUUUCGGAGGAAACACCUUUGUAUGACAGCCACUAGAGGCAUUUUACGCAGAAAGGCAAUUUUUUCAGUUUCAUGGUUAAAACGAGAGGAACAUAGCAACCAGACCACUUCGUUGAGAUAAAGUGGUCUGGGUGCCUAUCGUGUACCUUUAAGCAAAAUAUAAAAAAAAUUUUAGUAGCACUAGGAAAAGGAGAAGUGAAUGGUGUAUUUGCUACCCACCUAUUGACUUUAGGUUGUACUCUUGCUAGUAUCUGAAAUUUAAAAAAAAAAGGUAUUAAUGUCUGAACUAAGGGAACACAAAGAAAUUUGAAACUUAUUUUGCAUUGAAAUUGUUGAUGUCAAGAUUGUAAGGGAGACUUGUGCCUUUUCUAAUGAACUGUUUAUAAAAAGAUGUUUCUUAACAUCCGGUGUUAAAACUCAAAGUCUUCACUCUUAUCGAGAAAGCUGAGUAGUCAUCGCUGCGGACACCAAGGACACAAUUCAUUUUAAUGUGAUCCCAUUUUAGUCAAAUAUUAGGAAACCAAAGCUAAAAAACUUUUGAAAAGAGACAUGAAUGAGUGGCGAAGAAUGGAACUUGCAUUUGUGAGGAAUGGAACUGAUCAGCCACAACAUUAAAACCACUGACCAGUGACGUGAAUAACAAUGAUUAUAUUGUUACCAUGGCACCUGUCAAGGGGUGGAAUAUAUUGGGCAGCAAGUGAACAGUCAGUUCUUGAGUUUCAUGUGUUAUUGGAAGCAGGAAAAAUGUGCAAGCGAAGAGAUCGGAGUUACUUUGACAGGUUCCAAGUAGUAAAAAAAUAACUAUUUGCAAAAAGCACUUCUUUAAAGAAAAGAGAGAAGAAAUAAAAUCCCUUUAAUACUUCUCCUUUAAGAACACAGAACACCUUUGUGUUAAUGAAUGUAUAUGCUGCUAAGACACCUUAGUGCAGUUCACCACUCUGUGUAUAACACACCAUGCACUAAUGGCAGUAUGGAUAAGGGUAUUAGUAAGUGAAUAGAUGAAAGGUACACAAUCUAAACCAAUACUUAUAUUUUUCAUGUACUGUCUGUUGCAGGUUUUUUUCCAAAUAUCACAGAAAAAGAUAAUAAAACAUAGAACAUAUAAUGCAGAUGGUAUUUGCAAAUGACAGAAAUUAAUGUAUACGCUAAGGUAGUUAUACACACUCACUUUUACUAAAGCUUAUAAACCAGCUCUAGUAUGUGACGCAUUCGUGACUUUAACAGGUGGUCACCAUCCUCUUCCAAAUGUGCUCACUUGAACUACUAAAUAUUUAGUACUUGGCAAACACAACCUUUUAUUUAACAUCUACUUAAAACAUGAAUAAAGUUGCCUAUGACAGUCAAAGUUGUGAGUAAAAUACAGCUGUUUUCUGCUACUCACAGAUCAUGUAUUUAAACUGUAACUAGAGUCAAGCUCUGGAAUUGUAUGCUUUCAAUUUUGCAACAUCAUGGCUCCGUCCACUGUUGUGAUGUUGUUUGUCCACUUCUAUGCAUUUUGCAUGUAUGCUUCGUCAGGGCGUUGUUAAUUGGAGUUACGAGCCAUUCUCAAUUCUUAAAUCCCAUCCGGGACUGUCCACUUGAUUUUUAUUGGUUAAUGAGUCUAAUUCUUAGUUACGACUGGUUCAGAGCCAAAACAGCAAGUCUUGUGGGGUGUUCCUGCUAUGCAGUGGUUAGUACCUACCAAAAGUGGUGCAAAGAAGGAAAACCAGUCAACCCGCAUCAGGGUCAUGGGCGCCUAAGGCUCAUUGAUGCACGUGGGGAGCAAAGGUUAACCUGUCUGGAACGAUGACACAGAAGGGUUACUGUAGAGCGAACUGUUACAAAAAAACGUAAUGCCGAUGCCAUGAAAGAAAGAUUUAAGAACACACAGUGCAUCUCAGUUUGCCAUGUAUGGGGCUGCAUCGGUCAGAGUACCCAUGAUGACCUUGUCAAUCGCCAAAAGCUCCUGCAAUGGGGACAUGAGCAUCAGAAAUGGACCAUGAAGCAAUGGAAGAUGAUAGGAUAGCAGGAUAAUGCACCUUGCUACACUUCAAAAAUUGUUCAGGAAUGAUUUGAGGAACAUGACAGAGCAUUCAAGGUGUUGCGUUGGCCUCCAAAUUCUUAGAUCUCCGUUUGAGCAUCUGUAGGGUGUGCUAACAUAACAAACCUGACCCAUGGAAGCCCCACCUCUCAACUUGCUGGACUUAAAGCAUCUACACGAUAUUAGGCAGGUGGUUUGAAUGCUGUUGCUGAUCAGUGUAUGUAGCUAAUUUAGUGUGCAGGUUAACAAAACUUAAAAAUGCUUACAGGCAAUUUUUUAAGAAAAAGGAAGGGUAAAGAUUUGCUCAUAGCGUCAAAACAAAGUCUUCCUAUUUUUAAAUAUGUCAGAAAUGCGACAUUAAUGAGUUAUAAAUGUUGUAUAUUGAUGAGUUAUCUGAUUAAAGCCAUAUGGAGUGUGUAUGCCUAGCAUAAAAUAAAUAAAUGGAAGAAAUGAUAAUGCACAGAUUAUAUCGCUGAUGAUUCACUGCUGAUUGUUUUAUAAUAACUUUCCAUACAUUUCUAUCUGUCACAGCAGCAAAACACUGUUAAAAAAUAUGGACCGUUCAUGCAUUGCAAUCGUCCAUAAGAAUUCUCAUUACUUGUACCGUUGGAUCCCCAUGCUGGGAGAAUAUGACUACUUAUUUCUGCCGUGACAUUUAUCACGCUGAGAGCAUCAUGCUGAGCAAUGUUAAAGAGAAUUUCUAAUCGGGAAACAUUAGGAGCUCUGUGCCUGAUGAAUAAUAGCAAUUACUUUCAAAGCUAAACUAUCUUUCUGGCAUCAUACUUAUUUGUAUUAAAUACAAACCAAUUUGUUUUGAUUUUAUGUGUGUGUGUCCGUAUGUGUGUUUUACUUUUAUGAAACUGUCUCUGUGCUCUAGAUCCUGCGUAGCAAGCUUGUGACCAGCCAGCCUAUCUUGAAAUGAAAUGCUUGUAAUUUUCCUACACCAGGGGUGCCCAAAAUGUACAUCUCCAGAUAUUUUAAAACUACAGCUUCCUCGAUGUUGUCAUUCUGAAGGCAUGCAAAGCAUUGUGGGGGUUGUUGUUCUACAACAUCUGGGGAUCUUCCUUUUGGGCACCCAUGUCCUACAGCCUGUGUCCUAGAACUCCAGUUGAAAGAGGGUAAUGGGAGCUAUAGUUCACCAGUACCUCUUCCAGAUCACAUAGCUAACAGCUAAUUAUUUGUCAAUACAGUUGUUGACUACUUUCCAAUGAUUUUCAUCUAGCCUUAUGACAGAUGUGAUCUUUUCUUUAAAACCACAGUUAUUUGUUAAUAUAAUAAAUUUCAGUGCCUAACAUGUUCAAACUGCAACUCCGUUAAGUGGGUAUUUCCUGCUUCCGUUUUAUGCUUGAUGAGAUGAGAUAAUUAGUGUUAAAAACUAGAUCAAAGCUAUUGUGCAAAGAAGCAUAUAAUGAAUUGUGUUUUGCAUACUGGAUACAUUCUACAUACUAUUGAAAUGUGCUCUGCUCUGUGUAUUUUAUUUAUUCUGUGCCUGCAUAUGCUAUCCAUUGGAAUUAUAAUGGAUAAAAUGGAAGAGAGUUCAUGGUAAAGGUUACAUAACCGUGAUUGCUGUCCUUUCAGUAAUGUUGUAUGAGCUAUAUUUCCGAUGAUACGUAGAGAAUACUUUGUCCCAUUCUUUCAAGCACUGGGUCACAAGUACGGUUAUGUGUUAGCCCCUGGGUUAUAAAACAAGAAGCAGUGAAACGGAAUUCAUAAGGAAAUGGCACUCCUCUGAUAGUGACAGUUCUUCCAUCAUUCCAAUAAAUUAUGUUAAAGCAUUUGUGGGGCUGAGGAGUGCAGAGGAGGAGAAGUGAAACUAUGGGAUAAUAAUGAUCUUCUGUAUAAUGCGUCUAUUUCUGAAGGAUUCGCCGUUUCUGGGUGGAAUGUGUUGUAGGAAUUUAAAGGGAUAUUUUAUAACCAAUGUAACAUUUUAUGACUGAGUCGCAAGCAUCUCAUUUAUCAGUCUUGCUUAUAGUUUAUGCUAUGCCUUUGUUACAUAGAUAUAAAGAAGAAUCUUUAGUAAUUAGAUGUAUCGUAAUGUUUGGUUGGCAUAAUGCAAUAGUAAAAAUGCACCAAUUUUUCAACUUUAAGAUGAAUAGAAUCUUCUGAUGUUAAAGGUUGCCAGUGAACACUUGAUAUUAGAAUAAAAAAUGUCAAAUGCAUGCUUAUUGUAUUUCAACAGCUAAUCUGAUUUUCAAACAUCAGCAUUUGGAUUUUAAGCAAUUGCAUCACAGCCUUUUCAACUGUGCAUAGAUUAAUAAAUACUGUACAGUUGACAGUACUCCACCCUUCACAGAUGUCUACAUUUAGACAAUGUGAUCCCAGAGUUCACAGCAGCAUAUCAGAAAUAUUUUCACAUACAUCCUGUCCUGUCACAUUCCUAUAGUUAUCUCUUCCUAUAAGGGAAUGACCUCAGAUUGGCACAAUAACAGGCUAAACUUUUAAUGAAAUGCUCAUCUGUUUUGAUCAGUAGCAUUAACUAUGCUCAAAGAUAGCAACGUGUCAGGUGAUUUUGUGAGGAAAAACCUUUUUUUUUUUUCCUGCAAUUUUAUUUCAAGAACCUUUGGUGCAUUUGCAUGGCAUGCAAGGUUGCCAAACCCAUGUGGGCCAGUUGAGGAGAUAAGAGGAUCUCCCCAGCUGUUCCAGUGGGAGCCUGUGGUUUGCACCUCCAGUGGGUGCAGCCACCACAAGUAAACUACCCUCACUCUUUAACGUGGUUUAGGGAUUUAGAACGUUGCUGUGGGUUACCAAGUCUCACUGGAUCAGAGGCAGAGGCACAAGUAGUCUGUACCAUAGAAGGUGCAGACUGCAAAUCUACACACCAAACCACAAAGGAUUAAUGAUAAUUCAUGCUCCCUCCCUGGCCAAAAAUACAUAUGAACACACAACACCAAAGACACACAUAAUACCAUAAAAAGUCUACAUAAGUACACAUAACACCACAGACAGCCCCAAGUUCAUAAGUAUUUUUGAAAAGUGCACACAUGCAUUACAAAACAUGCAACCCAUAAACAGACCCUAUAGUAUUAACCACUAUCUGGCCCCCGGUUGCCUCCCUAAAGAUAGUAAAAUCUUACUUGUAUUCAAGUCUGAAGCUGCUGCCUCUGCCUGUGAACUUCAUCUGACAUCAUCAGAAGUGGUAGCCUGAUCCAAUCACAAUGCUUCCCCAUAGGAUUGGCUGAGACUGACAAGGAGGCAGAUCAGGGGCAGAGCCAGCAGAAUUCAAACACAGCCCUGCCCAAUCAGCAUCUCCUCAUAGAGAUGAAUUGAAUCCAUGAAUCUCUAUGAGGAAAGUUCAGUGUCUGCAUGCAGAGGGAGGAGAUACUGAAUGUUUGGAUGCAUUUUAGGCAGCCAUGACCCAGGAAGGAUCUCUAACAGCCAUCUAAGGAGUGACCAGUGAAGUUAUCACUAGGCUGUAAUGUAAACACUGCAUUUUCUGUAAAAAGACCGUGUUCACAGCAAAAAGGCUGAAGGUAAUGAUUCUACUCACCAGAACAAAUACAAUAAGCUGUAGUUGUUCUGGUAACUAUAGUGUCCCUUUAAAUUUUAGGAGACUUACCCUCUAAUAAACAGAACCAUCUUAGACCUUUGGAGUGUCAUCUGUGUUCCCUGUUACUUCACUUGACUUAUAAGUGAAGUAGUGAAGCGGGUGACUCAAAGCUUAGUUGAUGCUGCUAAUGUCUAACAGUGUGCGUCUGCUCACAAGUAGUGGCUAGGGCACAGACAGACAGGGGAAGGACAGAAAUAAUGAUCAGGAGUUUAGAGACGGUUUAGUCAUUGAUUCUUACAUGAACUCAGAAUGCUUUGCCCCAAGAUGGCCACCAUUUCAGUAUGCACUCAUUAAACAAACACUACAAGCACCAUAUGCCCACUGUAGUGAUUAUCGUGCCAGAAGUUCUCUAGUCCUUUCUCAGGGUAAAUAGUUGACAACAUACCUUGUUUCUGCCUACAAAGAUCUUCUAUUAGUUCCACUGAGCGAAGUCCUGCCAUGCCAUACUGCAUGUAAAUUGUCAAAACUAUUUGACUACAUAGCUUAUAAGGGCACUCCUGGCGCUAGAACUACUACAGUUGGUUGAGAUAGUUAUGGUGUUUGGAGUCUUCAUUUAAGGUGAAUAGGACAAGCAUAGGCAGAAAAUGUGAUAUUUUGAAAGAUGUCACUCAGCGCAGUCCUCUCCUUUAGGCACAUGCCUUAUAUACCUGAACAGAAAUCUGUCCCUGACUCCGGGAAAUUUACGUUAUAGUUACAUCGUUUUUAGAUCUUCAUGUUAACUUAUUUAAUGGAACUGGAGCAACAGUAAUACAUGGAAGAAAAUCAUGUUGACAGGGAACUUGGGCCACCCAGUGUUUCCCAUAAUCCCCUUUGCUGCAUUUUCCUCUAGAAGUGAAUGUGUAAUGGUUACAGCCAGUGGCGUUUUAUUCUUGUGAAUUAAUCAGUGGAAGAUGAAAGUGAAUGGAAACCACAGGCAGCAUCUGUUCACUAACACAAGGUGUUCUCUUUUUAUCGAGAUUAAUGAUACAUCACAGGCAGUUCUAAUGGUCAUGUGUUAAUGGAAUUUAAUUUAUAUAAUUUGUUUGUUUUUUGUUACAUAAAAUGCAAUGUAAAGACUGCAUAAACUGAUUGUGUAAGUGUUGUAGACUGUAUAGUUACUGGCAUUACUUUAUUUUUGUAACACACACAAAUUUGAGGAACAUUGACAGACUUAAAUAGUCAUAUUUGUCUACUGUACCCAUACGUUUAUCAACACAUUCUUGUACUGCGUUGAACCAUUGAGAAACUGAAAUGUUCAAUAGCCAAACGUUAGUCAUUUGAUUUUAAAUCUUAGUGUUCUUCAGCCUCUUGUUUUGUACUGCAUUUUUUGCGUUUUGAUUGUCUGAAGCGCAUCCGAUUGUGGUUAUAGAGAGUCCAGAGCCCCCUAGCACUGCCCAUCCACAUGGCACAUCCAGAGUUAUUGUUAAUUGUGUGCUGGAGACUAAUUACACUCCAAUUCCAGGUUGCUUAAUGUCAAUUCUGUGCAUAUUUUAUUUUGUGCAUACUUCCAUACAUCUUCCCUCCCUCUCACAUUGAUUGUAGCCCUUCCUCCCUAUCCUCUCCGCUAAAUUACUUUUUUAUUCAUUUUUUUUUUUUAUUGCUUAUUUAAGUUUUGCAAGCAAUAAUUACAAUACAACAAAAACAAUGAGACAAAAAGAAGGAAAAUUGGAUUUCACAGAGUCUCAUCACAAUUUUCAAGGUUACAAUAAAAUACAUGAAAGGCAUUUUGUAUCAUAAAUUUUCCCCCAGAACCAGGCAACAAUCAUCCUUGUCUAUAUGGAUUGAAUCACGAAACCACUCUACACAUGCUAAGCAAAUGGGGUUAGGUGGUACAGGUUUAACCAUUGCUUAACUUCCUGUUUAUUUCUGGUUGUGGGGAGAGGUAGGUCAGUUCAAAGCAGGGAUAUCAAACAUUUGAGCAUGGUGCGUUUAACUUAAGGAAGUGCUUCAGGAGGAUUAAUUAGGCAUUUAUGAAUUGAUGCAUAGGGUAGUGAGUUUAUUUUUAGCGUUAUUGUGAGAGAUGUUAAAGGACAGACUCUAAUUUACUUUUUAUCCGCUGCCCUCACUCUCUUUUUUUCCCUCCUGUUGUCGCUUCAGAGCUCUGAGCCGAUCAAAUCAUCUGUGAGAAGCCUUUGAUUGGACCUCCACGUGGCUCUUGUGACAUCUGACUGGGGCACGCCGAGCAGCCCCGGGAAGUCACCCAACCUCCUCUUUGAGAUUUUUUUGGGGGGUAACUAUAGAAUAAUUCCCUAUUGGUAUUCAUAACGAAAAGGGUUUGGAGAAAUCCUUUAAGAGAUAUAUAAGAAAAUUAUGAAAUUAUUGCAAGGUGAACUAUAUCCAGUUUAAAGGACCACUAUAGUGCCAGGAAAACAUACUCGUUUUCCUGGCACUAUAGUGCCCUGAGGGUGCCCCCACCCUCAGGGACCCCCUCCCGCCGGGCUGGCUGGAUGGAGAGGAAGGGGUUAAACUUACCUCUUUCUCCAGCGCCGGGCAGGGAGCUCUCCUCCGCCUCCUCUCCUCCUCUUCGGCUGAAUGCGCAUGCGCGGCAAGAGCUGCGCGCGCAUUCAACCAGUCCAUAGGAAAGCAUUCUCAAUGCUUUCCUAUGGACGCUGACGUCUUCUCACUGUGAAAAUCACAGUGAGAAGCGCGGAAGCCCUCUUGCGGCUGUCAAUGAGACAGCCACUGGAGGCUGGAUUAAAGGACCACUAUAGUGCCAGGAAAACAUACUCAUUGUCCUGGCACUAUAGUGCCCUGAGGGUGCCCCCACCCUCAGGGACCCCCUCCCGCCUGGCUCUGGAAGGGGGAAAGGGGUUAAAUCUUACCUUUUUCCAGCGCUGGGUGGGGAGCUCUCCUCCUCCGAUCCUCCUCUUCUCCUCCCCGUCGGCUGAAUGCGCACGCGUGGCAAAAGCUGCGCGCGCAUUCAGCUGGUCACAUAGGAAAGCUUAACCCAUUCAUAAACAUAGCAGUUUCUCUGAAACUGCUAUGUUUAUGAAAAAAUGGGUUAACCCUAGCUGGACCUGGCACCCAGACCACUUCAUUAAGCUGAAGUGGUCUGGGUGCCUAGAGUGGUCUUUUAACCCUAUUAUAAACAUAGCAGGUUCUCUGAAACUGCUAUGUUUAUAAAAAAAAAAAAAGGGUUAACCCUAGCUGGUACAAAUAGAAUAGGGGAUAGUCUGCUAAAUACAAAUAAAAUAAAAAAACAUAGCGUUUAACUGUGUGGGAGUUAAUGACAGUGUGCAGUCACAAUUGGUCACUCACAAAUUUUCUGAUGUAAAAGCAGCCUUGAAUGGUAUCUUUUCCUUCAAUGUCCACUGUAUUGUCCCUCCUCACACCUCCAUUAGUAAAUUGGCAUAUAUGGCUCAAAAGAAAAAAAUACAAAAAAUGUAGUGCACUUCCAGAGUAUAGUAAAAAGAUUUGAAUAACUUAUAUUUAAGUAUCAAACAAAUCACAUGUCACCACAGGGGCGUCCUUGGUGGCAUGUGAUUUGUUUGAUACUUAAAUGUAAGUUAUUAAAAUCGUUUUACUAUACUCUGGAAGUGCACUACAUUUUUUGUAUUUUUUUUCUUUUGAGCCAUAUAUGCCAAUUUACUGAUGGAAGUGUGAGGAGGGACAAUACAGUGGACAUUGAAGGAAAAUAUACCAUUCAAGGCUGCUUUAACAUCAGAAAAUUUGUGAGUGACCAAUUGUGACUGCACACUGUCAUUAACUCCCACACAGUUAAACGCUAUGUUUUUUUAUUUUAUUUGUAUUUAGCAGACUAUCCCCUAUUCUAUUUGUAUAUGUUUGUUGAAGACAAGAGGAAGUCUUUGGGAAUUUACCUGGAUAUUUCGCCUAAUACAGGGAAGUCCCGGUCUGCUUUAAAUUAUAUACUUUUAUCACUGGGUUGUGUUCACAUAUUUUGUUGUUUGUGUUUUUAACCCUAGCUGGACCUGGCACCCAGACCACUUCAUUAAGCUAGUGGUCCUUUAAUGGGUUAGUCACUCGUGUUUGAAGCAUUGGAUUGGCUGAGAUCGUCAAUUCUGAUGAUCUCAGCCAAGGAGGCAAAGCCAGCACCAGCAGACUCGCAUGGCACUGAAAUAAAGGUAAGAUUUCCACUAAUUUAAGGUGCUCAGGCAACUAAAUAGUGUUAACACUAUAGGGUCACGAAUACAAGUUCCUUUAAAUAGAAAACUAUCUUGUGAUAUAUUUUUCCUCCAAAAGCAUUUUAAUAAAAGAAAUAAGAUUUAAAUGAAAAAAAAACCUGUGUUCUAUAGAGUGAUGAGAACACCAAGGUGGUGAUGGCAACUAAAAUACAAACAAUUUCACAAAAACUGGGCAUUAAAGAACAAUAAUAAAUAUAAAAUGUUUUCAGAAUUUUUUGUGUUUUGUUUUUCAAAAGAAGACAAAAACUUGGCCUGAAUAAUGCGUCUCUAGUUCUAAAUGAUACAUUUCUUUUGUAUUUAGUUUUGGAAACCAGGGUAAAAAUGCGAUAUUUGGUUGUGAAACCUAGGUGAACUUUUAAUUGUGGCUUUGUAAAAGGAUGAUUUGUUCCCCUUUCCUAUAAUACAUCUGUUAAGUCCACUUUGCCAAGAGAACUAAGAUUGACAUGAGAGACAUUUCGAACGUUCCAAGUCCCUUGGCCAACAAAACUCUCACCAUGAUGAAGUUGAGUUCCUGUGUGAGAUUUUGGGACACACUUGUUACCAUCAGAAUAAACCGGGGUGGGGAGGAGGGAGGAUUUGAAAAGCAAGGUGACAUUUUACACACAGAUAAAUUCAUAUUUUGUUUCUUCUAUAUAGAAUAUGACUUCUAUGCAAGUGUUUCAACAAAAUGUAACUUGUACACUAUAUAUUAUUAAAACUUUAUAGACCAUAUUUAUCUGCACAAAAUGAUUCAAGACUUCUCUUUAAAAUGGGAUACUUAUUAUAUAGGAAACUUUGUAAAACGUCAUAAUUACAGGAAUAUUUUUCACAGUAGGCUAUAACAAACUAUUUUACCAUCUAAUGUCUAUUAGAUAAACAUAACACUAGGUAUAUUCUCAAUAUCUCUUUAUGGCUAAAUGUUUGUUUCUCUUUGCCAAUUAAGCUCUUUCUAAUGCUCAGAAAUUCUUUCAUACAUGUUAAUUUCUCUUGGCACAGAUGCCUUUAUAGGUGGGAUUUUCAUUGUUUGUGUGCAGAUCUGGCAUCCUGAAAACAUCUCCAUCUGUUAUAUUCGUCUAUAUGCUUGUAGCCAAGAUCCUCAAAGCUCCACGCAGCUUUAACAUAUGGAUUUUAUAUAGAUAAAUGUGAAUCUGAUAAAUAUGAAACAAAGUUCCGCUCUGUAAAAUGUUUUCUUAAAGUCGCAGCAUGUUAUAUGUUUUGGUGCACAAAAUGGCGGCGGAGUGGGGGUUACAGCUAUUGCUUGCAACAAUUUUUAUUACUUAAACCAAACCAAGUCAGCUUUUCUAUUUCAAUCUAAAAUCUGCAGGUCGUUUCUAGUGAAUAGGGUGAGUAUAACUCUUUCAAGGUUAUUCACUAAAGCGAAAUUCUAAAUGAAUUUAAGAUUUAAAAAGAAACAAAGUAGCCAUACUGGAAGCAUAGCUGACUGGUUUGAUUUUUUUAUUUUUACCUUAAAUUUAAGUUCACAUUUUUAUGCAUAACUGUGUCAAUGUCUACAUUCAGAAAAGAACGUCAGGUAAUUUAAAAGCCUUACAAGUAAUAUUUAGUUUAUUAUUGACAACUGGUCAUCCUUUGCACCACUUUAGUACCGUUUUUAUAAUCAACUAUCCCAUGCCGUUGACUGAAUUAUAUGGUGUUGGGGUUUUUGUUGGGGAGAGGGAGGUUGCUAACAAAACUGAUGUUUUUACCAUUAGGUGUUAUAGCAAGAUAGAAAAGAGUCUGCUCUUUAGAAGUAUAUAGAAAGCCAGGCAAAUUCAGUAAAACAAUGCUCUAAACAUAGAAUGCAGUUAAGAACUGAUCGUACUGAUGGCAUAGUGGGAUACAGGAAACACAGAAACCCAUAUCUAAACAAAUUAUGGAAAGUUCUUGAGAGUAACAAGAUGUAAUAAAACAAAUAGCAAACUAAUACAAGGCAACUAUACCGGCAAAUACUUACUCUGAUAGUCGUAAACAUUCGCAUUAUUAACAUGGUUGUCCUAUGCAUUUAGUUGAUGUUCAGUAUGUUGAGUAACAUUGAAAAAAAAAACAGUUUCCAUUAGUUUAGGAUCUACGAGUUCUUCUCUCGUUACUUAUAUGAAUUUAUUGGUGUGCUCUCCCUUCUCCAUUAUACUGUUUUUGUGUCUGUGGCCUAACCGUAUAUUCUUGUUAUACCAUGUAAGUUUACUGUUUAAAUGCAUAUUAUAUGGGAAGAGUUAGGGGUACUAUGUGCUAAAAAAUAACUCCCAGGAAGGAUUUGUUCAAGUGUUCCCCUUUGAAUUUAUUUUAAAAUGUUCUUGUAUUCCUCCUUUCUGCUAGGAUGUUACUCUCUUGGUUAUAAAACAAACAGAAUGUGUUACAUGUGUUUUUGUUGCAUGGGUAUAGGUAUUCAUAUUUCAUAAUGAAAUUAUUUGUAAACCAUUUUCUAAUUGUAGAAAUAGUAAAUGUUAAUUGUUUCUGCUUUUAGAGCCUGCAGUUUCCCAUGGACAUUGACAAUCCGGAAAAGAAAACAAAGAAAAAAACGAAAGUCAAAGAAGAUCUGGCAAAAAAUGAUGAUCAGUAAGUAUAAGCUAUGGCAGUAAAACAAAUAUCCUAUGCAGGUUGUUUUUCAUGAUUAGAAAUAAUGGGUUGUAUAGUUAUAGCACACAAUGGUGGUAGUUAACAAGAGGAUGUGUGUAUCUAAUAAAUAUGUGUACAUGUGUACCCCCCAUGUGGAACCCAUGUCACCCCAAUCAUUGUUUUUUCCUAUAGUGUCCGCUUCUUCUUGGGGUGAUUGUGAAUAUUUCUCAAAAGCACAAAAUAACUGAAUCAUUCCAUUAAUUAAGAUGGCAUUCAAGAUGUUUAUCUAGUACAUAUGUAUUGUGAUGUCACUGUAACUGCUUUAUCUCACUGCAGUGGUUGUAAUCUCUGGAGUCCCCUGGUGCUGUUCCCAUUCAACAAUUUUGAUGUUUUAAUGCUAAAUGAGUCACCAUCAACACAUCCCUCUGGGCUGCUUGGACUAAUGACCAAGUAUUAGUCUGAGCAGCAUUGGGAAGCUGAGAGUGUCAGCUGACUACUUUCAGUCUAUCACAGUGCCCAUUGCUGGUAUGUAGUGGUAUGGUUAAAAGUUAGUGUGUAAUUUCUGCCUUAACCAUACAUCCAGUAGAGAGACGGACAGUUUGUGGCCAGAGAGCCUUAUUUAGUGUUAAACAAUCUUUUGCAUUCAACUGUAAACAUAGAAGCACAGAAUGUGAUGGUAGAUAAGAACCGUUUGACCCAUCUAGUCUGACCAAUUUUCUUAAUACUUUCAUUAGUCCCUGACCUUAUCUUAUAGUUAGGAUAGCCUUAUGCCUAUCCCACGCAUGCUUAAACUCCCUUACUGUGUUAACCUCUACAACUUCAGCUGGAAGGCUAUAACAUGCAUCCACUACCCUCUCAGCAAAGUAAUACUUCCUGAUAUUAUUUUUAAACGUUUGCCCCUCUAAUAUAAGACUAUCUCCUCAUGUUGUGGUAGUUUUUCUUCUUUUAAAUAUAGUGUUAAUUAAGUUCCUUUACCGUGUUAAAUCCCUUUAUGUAUUUAAAUGUUUCUAUCAUAUCCCCCCUGUGUCGUCUUUCCUCCUAGCUAUACAUGUUAAGACCCUUUUACCUUUCCUGAUAAGUUUUACUCUAUGAACCUUGUUCAUGCCCUACAAGACAAACCUUAUGUUACAAUCCUUUACAGGUUAAUUUCGUUAGAUGAUGAGAUGCACAAUAUUGAAACUGGAAUGGCAGGUAAGUGUUAUACUAUUAUAUGCAGAUAGAGAUAAAUACAGACUAUUGCUUUAGUCUGGGAGUAUUCUCCCCUAGUGAAGUAUACAUUUAAACUUGCAAUAGACAGUAUGAGGACAUCUUCAUUGGUUUUCAAAUGAUUUGGGUGAAUAGUGAAAUCAUUAUUUGUCCUCCCGCUUAAGACAUAUCUUAUACUUAAUAACUCCUUUCUGACUGAUCCUGUUGUCAAACUUCUUUUUGUUCAUGACUCCCUUUUUGCCACUUUUGCGAUGUUUAUGUUCCACUGUAUAUAACACUUUCUUAAAGGGACACUAUAGUCAUCAGUACCACUAUAGCUUAAUGUAGUGGUUCUGGUGUCUAAAGCCUGUCCCUGCAGACGUUUCAAUGUAAACGCUGCCUUUUCAGAGAACUGGUAACAUCUCUAGUGGCAGUCACUCAGAUGGCCACUAGAGGUGCUUCCUAUCUCAGUGCUGCAGGGUGAUGCUGAACCCUCCCCAUAGCAAUUCAAUACAUCUCUAUGAGGAGAUGCUGAUUGGCACAGUGCAGCAUUUUUCCACAUAUGCGCAGUAGCUUCCCCCAUGGGAAAGCAGUGGAUUGGCUGAGAUCAUCAAGAUUAAUGAUUUCAGGCAUGAAGGGGUGGCCAACCAUGGCAAGACUAUUGUGGUGAUGUAGAUAAGGUAAGCAGAUCUCACCUUUUCAUGCACUUGAAGGGUGACCGGGUACCUAAACAUCGCAGUAACUUUAGGGUUAGGAAUGCAUGUUUGAAUUCCUAACUCUCUAGUGCUCCUUUAAGUGCACCCAUAUUUUAUAGUGUUUUUCAAAGUAUGGAUAUGGCUUUCUAUUGGUACCAUUUAUGUAUGUACAGUAAAAUAUUACAUAUGUAUGAAAUGUAAAAAAAAAAAAAAAAAAUCAUGGAUUUCCUUCUAACUGUGUAUAUGUGUGUGUGUAUAUAUAUAUAUAUAUAUAUAUAUAUAUAUAAAAAUGGGAAGUACAAGCGCUUCUAUAUAAAGUUUAAGAUUGGAAUUAUAUCGAACAAAUUUGAUGUGAGCUGCUAUAUCACCGUGCUUAUCUUUCUAUAAGAAAAUCGUGGAAAAGUGGGAAGUAUCGGUGUAGCGCUCUAUAUUAGUGGAUAUGAAAAGAAAACAAAUAAAGGAAAACCUUGCUGUACCUUGAUGGAUAAUAUAUACUAAUGGAUAAUCCAGAGUAGUCAGGUAUACCUUAAAUACAAAGCACAAAUAUACAAAACAUAGUGUAACCUGUAUACAAAAUGUAAAAAAUAAAGUGCAUAAAUAACUCACUCACACUUUUCUGAGCUAAUGUGCACAUUUUUCCAGCUGAGGAAGCCAAUUUGGUGAAACGCCCCUGGAUGAACAGUGAGCAGACUAUACUGUCUUUUGACUAUAGCCACAAGUGUUGAUUUAUUGAUAUAGUGUAUUUUUAUAUUUAUGUAAUACUUUUUAUACAAUAAAUUAUAUAUAUAUUUUUAUCACACUUACGGCUUUCAUUCCUACCUGCUAUUACAAAGAAGGAUUGUGGUCCUUAACCACAUACAUCUUAUGAAGCGAGCCGAUACAUUGGCUCAGGGUUUGUGAGUAUAUUGGUAUUGUUCAUUUAAUAUACCUUAUAUACAUCAGACUGUACUACUAUUCUCUCCUCCUAUACCUAUUACCUAGGGCUAUAUACCUGGAGACCAUUUGGACGAAAAGGAGGGAAGGGCCUCUCGGACCCUAAGCACAUACCUGAGCUAGUACAUUAGCUCAGAAAAGUGUGAGUGAGUUACUUAUGCACUUUAUUUUUUACAUUUUGUAUACAGGUUACACUAUGUUUUGUAUAUUUGUGCUUUGUAUUUAAGGUAUACCUGACUACUCUGGAUUAUCCAUUAGUAUAUAUUAUCCAUCAAGGUACAGCAAGGUUUUCCUUUAUUCAUAUAUAUAUAUAUAUAUAUAUAUAUAUAUAUAUAUAUAUAUAUAUAUAUAUAUAUAUAUAUAUAUAUAUAUAUAUAUACAUAUUUACUCAAUUAGUGCAACUAAAACAAAUAUACAAAUCAAAAUAGAUUAAUUUAUUAAUUUUGACAGUUAAAAUGCCUCAUAUAUCCUGGAUUACUUUUUGGAAGUUAUAGAACAAAUAUUUUAAGGAGUGAAUUAUGUUUUGAUGGAUAAACCUUUGCAGAAUUCAGUGUAGUAGAGUGAUGGGAACGAAUGCUUUCCUAUGGACUGGCUGAAUGCGCACGCGACUCUCACCGCGCAUGCGCAUUCAGCCAAUGAAGGCGGAGGAGAGAUCCCAGCACCGAGGGAGCCCGGCUAUGGAGAAAGGUAAGUGAUUUAACCCCUUCCUCCCCAUUCAGCCCAGCAGGAGUGGCACCCUCAGGGCACUAUAGUGCCAGGAAAACGAGUUUGUUUUCCUGGCACUAUAUUGGUCCUUUAAGUUACUGCAGGUCUCAGUACUGGUUUUAUUGCCUAGCAUGUACUAGGGGCAUUCACCUGGUUCAAAGUUGGCUUGUUUAGGAACUGUUUGACAUAAACCAUUUCUUCCCAUUGCCCGCAAACCGACAACUCCUCAGCUGCAAAUUGAACGCUUUCACAUUAUCGUGGUCAAUUUAGUCCAACUUGCCAGCUGUAAUUGACUGAUUGUGCUAGGGACAGGUUAGCAUUAAUUCCAUAUUAUCAAUGUGCCUUAUGAAGAACUGGCCUCUGUGCUCCAGGAAGAGUCCCAGAUUAUGUCAAACCAUUUCUAAACCCUCUUACAUUAAAUCUUGGAUGGAGCCAGCACAACAUAACCUCUGCAAUCAGCUUAGAACAUCCCUUUUUUUCUUCUUUUUUUUAUUUUAAACUUUAAUGUAGAGAAUUCGUACAAUAUAAAUGUGCAAUAAAAAUAACAUUUGUUUAACAGAGAAACAAUGAGAUGGAUCAGAUUAAUGACAGAUCAAAGAGGUAGAGGUGUGUAAAAUUCCAGUCUAAGUUAGUUCAGAUCAGUGAAAACAGUACUCAACUCUAAAUUUUAACCCAAAGUUCAAAACAGGAGGAAGUAGAAGGGAACUCCCUCCUCACGUGCACCCCAAUCCAUGGGUCCCAGAAAUAAAAAUAAACAGAAGUAAGUACCCUGUUACGAGGCCAUUAUUGUGUAGAAUACCCCCGUAACGGGAAAAAAAAAAAAAAUUCAACAAAUCAACAUUGUAAAUUAAGACAAACAUGCUGUGGGAUUUUCUAUAAUAUAAAGCUUUGUUAUAAAUACAGUUUAUUUAUGUAUGUUCUUAUUUUAUAUUUUGUAAGCCUCAGAAGCUGAACUGGAUAAAGGAACCCUUCAGAGCCAUUCUUCAUUUGAAGGUAUUUGUCUAUAUGUCUGUCUGUCCUUCUGCCUGCCUUUUUAUGCCCUUCAGUUCCUACAGCGUUAGCACACAUUUCCGACAUGUUGAAGAUAGGGAGAAGUUGGCUGUGGAUAGCAAGCUCUGUUCCAGCAUAUAUCAGUUAGUACAGGGGUUAGGCAUCUGAAGCUGAGCAAGGUAAGCCUUCAGAGCCCUUCUGAGUUUGUGUGUUUCUGUCUAUAUGUCUGUAUAUAUUAUGUAUAAUGUGUAAGAUUACAUGCCAAUAGUGUAAAGAUGUGAUUGACUUUUUUUUUUUUUUCUUUGGUCGCUAAGGAUUUGGAAGACACAAAUAUAAGAUAAUCACUCCAUGUUUAUAAGCUAGGGUUUGUGUGUCUAUAAUUUAUCUGUAAGCAGUUGUAUUCGCACAGUAAUUUGUUUUUGUAUGUUGAAAAUACUCUAUGUGAGUGAUCUCCUGUUGGAUUUAUCUAAGCAUUGUUCUUGUGAUGUAUGUCAUUUGUAGGUGCAUUUGAUGAUUUGCUAGAUUUAAAGCCUGAAGAGAAAUUUCUUUAUGAAGAAAGUGGUAUGUAAAAUGAUGUCAACAUAUAUGUCUUUCUAUUUGGUUCUGUGGGUAGAAUUUGUAUAUUGAAAUAAGUGCUUGCACUCAUUCUUUUGCAAGGGGUACUGCCGUUGCAAAAUGCAAACACAAAUCAUGGACCACUUGGCGAGCACCAAUACGUGUUUUGUAUUGGCCUUCCGCCCUCCUUUGCCAAAAUGUCAGUUACUCUCAAAUUGUAUCAAUUGUCUGUGUUCAGUAUCAGCUGGUCUGUGUGCCAUAUGCUCUGUGAAAUUUGUUUGUGUACUGUGUUGGUACCUAAUAAAGCUGAAUUAUUUAAUCAACAUGAGUCCACAUUGUGAAGCUGUAAAGCUCUUUUCAACAUAAUAUAUUUAAAUUCAGACCGAAUAAUUCUCUUAGGUUAACACAAAGACAGUGGGAUUGAAGACGGGAUCAGAUUCUCGUCUAUUGACCUUGUUAUACUUUGUGUGUGUGUGUAUACAGUGCAUAUACAGAUAUACACAGUGUGUGUGUAUACAAACAUCUUCAGUAUGUGUAGUAGAACAUGGUCAAUAGAUGAGGAUCCAAUCCAGUCCUAAUUCCCACUGUCUUUGUAUAUAUAUUAGAUUUAUUAAAGUUUAGGUUCUCCUGGAUUCUGGACUCUUUUCUCUGAACCUGUUUGCUGGCCUAAGCCUUUAAAGGACCACUAUAGGCACCCAGACCACUUCAGCUUAAUGAAGUGGUCUGGGUGCCAGGUCCAGAUAGGAUUAACCCUUUUUUCUGUAAACAUAGCAGUUUUCAGAGAAACUGCUAUGUUUACCUAUGGGUUAAUCCAGCCUCCAGUGGCUGUCUAAUUGACAGCCGCUAGAGGGCUUCCACGCUUCUCACUGUGAUUUUCACAGUGAGAAGACGCUUGCGUCCAAAGGAAAGCAUUGAGAAUGCUUUCCUUUGGACUGGCUGAAUGCGCGCGCGGCUCCUGCACGCAUGCGCAUUCAGCCGAAGAGGAGGAGAGUCCCCGCCCGUCACUGGAGAAAGAGGUAAGUUUAUCCCCCUUCCUCCCCCUAGAGCCCGGCGGGAGGGGGACCCUGAGGGUGGGGGCACCCUCAGGGCACUAUAGUGCCAGGAAAACGAGUAUGUUUUCCUGGCACUAUAGUGGUCCUUUAACAUUAUCUACACUAUAACUAUAUCCUAGCAACUGUAUCUAUGUUUUAGGUCCUACAGCAUUAGUGUAACUAUGUUGGUUUGGAGAACAUAUUAAAAUAUAGGAAGAAGGAGCACUAUUUCAAUUUCUAGGCUGCUAAUUCAGGAUUGUACGAAUGUUUCCACCUAACAUUUUUUUGGUGUCUUUUGAAAUUUUCAUUUGCUGGUUUUUUUUCCCUUUCAUUUUUACAUUAGCAAAAAGGACAUUCUUCUAAAUAGCAUUUUGUUUUUGAGGGGUGGGCUAUUCACCAAUAUGAGACAUUUAUAUGCAAUGGAAUUUUAAUAAAUGUUUACUAAGAUUUUAAUUGGUGUUAUCUUUUUGUGCAAAAUCUAACUCUUAACCAAUUUUUUUUUUUAAUUACUAUUCUUUUUUCUGGCUUUUUUUGGUCAGUGGCCAAAAACAUUUGUGCACUCUAGAACUGCAUUGUGUUAAGUACCUGAGGGUAUUAGAUAAUUCAUUGAUUUAAUACAUUUGAUUAAUGUGGAGCAGAUUAAAUGAAUGUAAAAUGUAAACUUUUGUGAAGAAAAUACUUCCCAAUGAAACAGAGAAUAUAUAUGUAAAGAGACUGGCUAUCUAAAUAUAUAUAUUGUUUAAAUUGGUAAUUGAUAUCCAGAAAGCUAAAUGUAUACUUUUUCGUCCUUUUAAGCAAGUUCUAAAGACCUUCUCGAUUCAGACUUUGGAGAUAAGGAUGACAUGCAGCUUCUAAACGACAUUCUAAGUUCUUCGUCUUUAGAAAGUGGAGAUCUUGGCAAAGAAUGGAUGGAUGUGUUUGGUGAACCUAUGUAUCCUGCCCAACCCUUGAACCCAAACACUGGAGAAACAGACAAAAAUGCUGAAUCCUCAUCUGGUUUCCUCCCUUCUCAGCUCCUGGACCAAGACCUGAAUGACCUCCAGUCUUCUUUUCAAGGCAAGUUUUAUUUAUUUGUUUUAUUGUUAAUUUUAACCACUUAAGGACACGUGACGGAAAUAUUCCAUCAUGAUUACCUUUUAUUUCAGAAGUUGUGUCCUUAAGGGGUUAAUGUUGCACACUGCAUUUAGUCAACUUUGUUUACACUUUUUUUGGAGCUUUGAUAAAUCAGGAAUUCUCUACAAUUAAUUUGACCCCUUUUUAAUAUAUACCUUAGUAGGUAUUUUUCUCCAGCAGUAAUAAGUCUGAAAAGCUCAAAAAUGUGUACCAAAUUUUCUAUUGGUUAUUCCCUUGGAACAUGAGCCUGAAUUUUAGAUGUAGAAACCUGGAGAAUGUACUUCAUACAAAAAAAUUCAUAAUGGAACAAUGAUAAUAACGUCAAAUAAAGCUUUAACCCCUUAAGGACACAGUUUCAGAAAUAAAAGGGAAUUAUGAUGGAAUAUUACUGUCAUGUAAUAUUAAGGGGUUAAAUGUAGGCUAUAUCAGCUUUUGAUAUUCUGAAAGCACCACAAAAGUCCUCAGGGUUACAACCCAAGAUUUGUGGCAAUCACACUUCUUGGCUGCACGGUGGUUCGGUCAUUAGUUAUUUUACUCUACAACUAAUGAAAUGCUGGGAAAGAGUCUGUGAAAAGAAGGGACAGUGUAUCUCUCUUUACAUUCCACCCUCCUGGCAUAUGAGUGAUAGAAUAAUAACCUUAUUAAAGCGGCACUGUUACCCCCUUCCUCUCCCCCCUGAGAAAUUAGUAUUUAAUAAAGACAGAAUCUCUAUAAAUGCUCGUAUUGACUGUGUUAAACCCAACCCAGUCAAAAGAUGUACCGAAACAAAGUAGGGACUACUUUGCAUCAGUAUUUUUCCUUCACCUGACACUUCUAGACACUGGGCGGAGAUACCACCAUCAAGAAGUGUCAACCCCCUAGCCGUCACCAUAGAUCUUAAAGUUGUACUCUUGUACAUGCACGAGAAUGUAGCACUGAUGUUGGCUCCUGACGCUGAAGAGGACCAACAAGGUAAAGAUGGUGGCGCCCGCUAGGGAGAAGUUUAGGUAAGUAGAACUCACCAUUUUCUGUCCCUCCUGGCCACCAUAUCCCCAGCAGCAAAGGGCUGUUUUAAAGAAAACUAUAGCAUUAGGAAUACAAACCUGUAUUUCUCACAAUAUAGUGCCCCUGUCCUAGCUUUACACAGCUCCUCUCCUGUUUCCAAGAAAGAAAUUAAAGAUUUACUUACUUUAUUCCAGCCCUUAGGCUCCCUCUGCACUGCAUACCUCUCAGUCUCCUCCGACUUCACAGGGUCCAGCACCGGCCAGUCCAGUGCUCCUCAUACUUUCCUGUGGAGGCCUCCGUAUUACAUGACUGAGUUUUCCUCGGCCAGUUCAGUGAAAGAACAUCUAGUAACAUUGUGACAGCCACUAGAUGUAGAUUUAAAGGGCAGGGCCACUGCAUCCUGACCAUUCUUUGAGAUGAAAUGAUCCAGGUGACUGUUCCCUUUAAUGACAGAAGCUGCAAAUAGCAGUGUGACUCUCAUUAAUUCUGCCCUUUCCCAUACACCUGGAGAGGGCCUGUGUAGGUAAAAACAUGGUCAGUUCUCUCCAUAGCAGCAAAGUCCUUGUAUAUCGGUAAUGGAUGGGGGACUGAAUCAAGGGCAGCAACAGCUGCUGUCAAUGAGUUUGACUCCAUUUAAAAAAGAAAAAAAAAACUGACUCCCCCCAAUCCUGAACAUGCUAGGUCAUGUCUUUAUGCUGCCCUUUGAGUGAUUGAGCCCUAUCUCUGACCAUUCUAUAAAAUAUAAUAUAGUAUAAUAGGUACUCAAUGGUGAAAUAUGAGUCAGAUUAAAAUAACUCAAUUUUGGGGUUUACAUCUAUAACUAGCUGGCAGAUCGGGUUUGUAUCUUGGGGUUCUUAGGUUUAUAGCUGUGGCCAAGUUCUCCCUGCAGUCUGUUCCUCUUUGGCUGGCAUCACUUCCACUUGCCAGAGGGGAUGGGAGAGCAGAGAAGAUGGGCUAAGGGGAGAACAUUGGGGGGGGGGGCAUGCUACCAUUGGCUGUCUGGUGUUUGCAUGCUGUACGUGCUGGUAUUAGAUGCCAAAGGUGUGCAGGAAUUCUUGUUCCAAACUGGCUAAUGGCACCCCAAUGGUGUGGCCAGAGGUGAAAUUACACUUCUGGCAGCAGACGGGUUAAACUCUGUAUGUACAGAGUUUGGUUAAGAAAUGCUGCACAUAAAGACUUCAGGCUCCAAUCAGGGAAGUGGUGACGGUGCUUAGAGUAACCCUUUAACUAUUCUAUUCCAUAAUGCUUGUUGUGCGUGUUGUAUGUUGCUAUUGUUUUUUUACUGUGAGAACCUUAAUAACAAAAAAGAUGACGAUUAAGUGUGUGUUAGGAAAAUGUAGUCCUUUGUUUAUAAUUCUGGAAACAUUAAAAAAAGAAAAGUUAAACUUGUGUCUUGUAAUCUCUCAUAACAUCCGUAAUAGCUUAUUUUUGGUUUCCUGGAUUCAAAAUACUCUUAUCUUAAACAGUCUACUCUUAAACCCUCAAAGCAGUUUUACUAUUUACCAUAGAGCAUGCUGAAUAUGAAUUAGUGAUAAUUGGUAAAUGAGAAAAUUCCCUUGUGGUUCAUAUUUAUGUAACUGAGAAAACAUAUUAUUUAUGGUAGAGACGUUAUUGCAUGUUUAAUGUAAUGUGGUUUAAUAUUGCUUUACAGACUGGACUGCUGGUAAUGUGACCUCUCCAACACCUCAGCCCACACCUCCAUCAAGCUACCCAAGUACAAAUAUUAAUAAGCUACAAAUGAAAGGUAACUUCAGACUUCCUUCCUGGCAUAUUUUACUAAAAUUAUAUAUGGUUUCCAUGUUGUAAUGAAGGUGUGAAAUUCAACAGAGUAACAAACAUUGAUGUUUUUUUAGGAAUACAUUACAAGAAUAUAUUUUAAAUGAAUCCUUCUGUAGAACAGUGUAGACUAGAGUGUGGAAUAUACUUUGGUGGAAUUCCUUAAAGAAUGUUACUGUGGUUUUUACCUGCAGAGUUAUACACUAAACUAUAAGAUUUUGGAAUCUGGCAAUUGAAUUUCACAUAUUAGGUCAAAAAAGCAGAAUUAGAAGAUAGACAGAGGCAGAAAAUGUCUCUAUUUCUGCUGCUUUGGCUCAAUAUGUGAAAUUGCGUAGUAAUGUUUGACAAAUGGUUUGGUAAACCUGCUAGUCUUUCAGAGCAAGGGUCCAGAUGAUGAUGAUAAAUGCAAUUUUAUUCCAUAAAACAGAGUUGCUGCAAUAUUUUCCCUGCAGAAAUUGUUGACUGUUGCUCCCAUAAUUCUGGCAGCUGUUUUAGUCUGUCGGUGUAUGAGCUUUCAGAAAAAUAAUAGGAACUGUAGUUCCCCAACAACUAGAGGGCUUAUACGCCUUUCUUCACCAAAUGCCCGGACCUGAGGUGGUGGAUAAUAAAAAUAUGGCAUGCAUAUGAAUAUGGCAGGCAAUAUUCUGUUCACUGUAUAUUAAGAGCAGUGGGAUUUCUAAACAUGGGCUUGUAACAAGUCUCUAGCCAAGAAGAUAAAUAAAAAUCUUUCUGGAGAAAAACACCUUCAGUAAAGUAGAAGCCUUUUAAAGACCCUGUUUGUUAAGUGUUCUUGCAUAGCAAGACCACUUAAUGUUAUCUCACAUAUAUAUUAUUCUUAUUCUUAUUAUAGCCAAAUUUACCACCCUAACUCCUCCCACAGUUUUUACACUACAUAGACAGUAAUAUACUGAAACGUGCGGAUUGUUCCCGGUUGGUGUGCUAUUACUUUGUGAAACGUUUCGCCAAAUGGUUCACGAAAUAUCGUCGUUCUUGUGGCAAAAUUGGUCCCAUAGGAAUGAAUGGCAAAAUGUUCAAAACUAGCGUGGGAGCUGGCAAAAGCUGAAAAAUCAGGACAUGAUUUCUCAACUGCCACCACUCCCUCAUUUUCAAGCUCCCCUACACAAAUCUUAUAUCAAAAUGUUCAGCUAUCCCUGCUGCCACUAAACAUGUCCACGGCUAAGCCAUAGUCCUGAUAGUUUUCACAAUAUGACCAUUUAUUUGCAACUCACGCCAUCCAUUGACAUUCAUUGAAACUCCACUGCAGCCAGCUUAAAUUUGAAGAGCAAUUUCUAAACUGCGACUGUGCCUUCAUUUUUAAUACUUCAGAGACAUAUUAUGCAUCAAAAUGUAGGCCUGGGUCUUGUGAUUCUCACAAUAUAAAGCUCUUCGCUGUAGGAUUUAUAGUUUUUAAAAUGCGACCGUUUGAAGAUGGCAGGCUGGAGCAGCAAGUGAUGUCAUAGACAGGGCCUUUUGUACACCUGCUAAUGUUUUUAUAAAUUUAUGUUUUAAUGUAACUGUGAAGCACUUUGGGCAACAACGUUGCAAUUAAAUGUGCUAUAUAAUUAAAUAAAAGUUGCAUUUCUCACUCUAUCAAGCUUGCCAUGUGCACUUUUUUAAAUUUGAUCAAUCAAUUGGUUAGUGUAAUGUUUACUAUCUUUACUCACUCCAAACACUCCACACAGUUACUCUGCCCACUCCAUAAAGUUACUCUGCCCAGUCCAACCUUUCCACAGUUACUCCAGCCACUCCAACCACACAACAGUUACUCAAGCCACUCCACCCAGUUACUCCACCCACUCCAGUUGUAGACUACUGGUGGAGGCAAGAACACUUCACACAAUUUCCCCAGAAAUUGUAGCUUUCCUAGUUUCAGAUGGUCUUUCCACAUUGGGAUUCACAAUGCAUCGCUGAGCAAGCCUCGGUCCAUAGUAAUGUCUGCCAAAGGGCAGUCCCCUUUUGGCUCCCCACUGCACUGAUCAAUCUUAAAUAGAAGCUCUAUUUUCAGAAACCAUUAUUCCACUCAUAGAAAGCGUGUGCCACACAAUACACAGCUGAUGUCAUAAGCCGUGCUAUCAACACUCCCCAACACAUGCCUGUAAAGAUGCACACGUGCAAGUUUGCUUGCAUAUUUAAAUCAGAAUAAACCUACACUGAACAAAGUUAUAAACGCAACACUUUUUUGUUUUUGCCCCCAUUUUUCGUGAGCUGAACUAAAAAACCUAAGACUUUUUCUAUGCACACAAAAGGCCUGUUUCUCUCACAUAUUGUUCACAAAUCUGUCUAAAUUUGUGUUUGUGAGCAAAGGAGAAGUGCUCACUAAGAAGUGCUCACACAGAUUUAGACAGAUUUGUGAACAAUAUGUGAGAGAAACAGGCCUUUUGUGUGCAUAGAAAAAGUCUUAGAUCUUUGAGUUCAGCUCAUGAAAAAUAGGAGCAAAAACAAAAGUGUUUCAUUUAUAAUUGUAUUCAGUGUAUAUAAAUCUUCACCAAGCCAAAAAAAAAAAGCACAUACAAAUGCUUAGUUUGUUUUUUUAACAAGCCCUAUCAUUGCUCCAUUUACAGUUUAUAAGCCUAGACCUAGAACUGGGCAUUUAUAUAUAACACACACACACAUAUAUAUAUAUAUAUAUAUAUAUAUAUUAUUGUAAAAAUGCUGUACAAUUGAGAGUCCAUUCCUGCUGGACAAAGAUUACAUAACAUACUUAUUUUUUUCCCUGUCUUUCACCUUUCAGAGAGCACCAAACCUGCUAAAGACCUGUCUGCUUGGUACAAUCUCUUUGCUGACCUGGAUCCGCUAUCUAAUCCUGAUGCUGUUGGGAAAACCGAUAAGGAACAUGAACUGCUGAAUGCCUAA